This is a messenger RNA of Podarcis lilfordi (Lilford's wall lizard), 54067 nucleotides long. Lineage: Eukaryota; Metazoa; Chordata; Lepidosauria; Squamata; Lacertidae. The record is from the annotation of a GenBank genome assembly.
AUGAGGGGCCUCGGCCGGGGCGACCGGCAAGCGACGCUCUUCCAGGUGUGGGGGACGCCGCCGCCUGCCGAGGAGGAGCCGCCCCCGGGGCCUCCCUCUGGGGUCGGCUUCGCGGGCGGCGCGGCGGGCGGCGUGUGGCUGUUCCCGGCGGGCGCCGGCGUGGAGGAGCGCGGCUACCAGGCCCGGGCGGCGCGGGCGGCGCUCUUCCAGAACACGCUGCUGUGCCUGCCCACCGGGCUGGGCAAGACCCUGGUGGCGGCCGUGGUGCUGGGCAACUUCUACCGCUGGUUCCCCGGAGGGAAGGCGCUCUUCCUGGCGCCCACCAAGCCCCUCGUCGCCCAGCAGAGGGACGCCUGCGCCGCCCUCAUGGCCAUCCCCGCCCGCCACAUGGCCGCCCUCACCGGUGAGACGGGGGGGGGACAGCGGGGGGGGGCGGGAAUUACUGCUACUAUUAUUAUAAAGAGGAGCCCAAGGAUGGCCCUCCUCACGGGUGCCAGGAAUUACUAUUAUUAUUAUUAUUACUGUUAUUAUUAUAAAGAGGCGGGGGGGGGAGCCCAAGGAGGGCCCUCCUCACGGGUGCCAGGAAUUACUAUUAUUAUUAUUACUGUUAUUAUUUAUUAUAAAGAGGGGGGGGGGGAGCCCAAGGAUGGCCCUCCUCAUGGGUCACAGUAAUUACUACUCUUAUUAUUGUUAUUACUAAUACUCCUGUUAUUAUUCUUAUAAAGCAGCUUUAUUAUUUAUUAUAAAGAGGCGGGGGGAACCCAAGAAUGGUCCUCCUCAUGGGUCACAGGAAUUACUAUUGUUGUUGUUGUUACUGUUAAUAAUAAUAAGCGGCUUUAUUAUUAUUUAUUAUCCAGAGGUGGGUGGGGGAUAUUGGCAAAACCUAUUGGUGUUUCACAACUUUCUGGCUAGUUGCAGGACCUUAGCCAGACCUAGCAGAGUAAACGCAGAAUCCACGGAAGCAAUUGGCGACUUGGCUGCAGACAGGAUGGACGAAGCAGGAACCAGGAACUUGUAGUUAGGUGUUUAUUAGAUACAGUGGACUAUUUACAGGGACAGAACAGAACACGGAUCUUUGACUAGCUCUCUCAUACAGGACUCUCAACUCCUGAACUCAAACUUGUACUCAUACUCGUACAAACAUAUUCCAGUUAGUAGGCCAUUAAUCAUUAUUCCCAUGAGAGAGCUUAACCAAUCAUGGAGCUGUCUCCAUGCCUCUGUAUCACCAGGCAGACUUUACUCCUUUACAUUGCCUUGGCUGUCGACCAAACCCUAAUUGACUCUGUGUGAGUAGCUGCAUGUAUUCAGAUUCCCAACAGGGGAGCCCAAGGAUGACCCUCCUCACAGAUCCCAGGAAUUACUAUCGUUGUUAUUAUUAUUAUUAUUAUUACUGUUGUUACUGUUAUUAAUUUAGUUAAACUCUGACCAAUUUAAUUACGCAAUAAUGUGGCAGUGGCCCAGAUAAUGUGAUAAUGUGUAGCCCCAGAAAUCCCAGAGUGCGCUUCUAAUAGAGAAGUUAUGGCAACCUGUUGCUUUAUGAAACUGAUGAUUUUGCAAGUUGACCCCCCCCCCGAAUUGGGGCAGAAAUACAGCUAAUAUGUGAAUCACAAAGAUUCAGCUGUAAGCUAGAACAUAAGUUGCUACAUGGCGCAAAUGGCUGCACGCAACACAGGUUCCCAACGUGCGUACUAACGCAAUGUAACAGAACACGGUGGGAAUCAGAACUUAAUCAGCAGAAUUUGCCAGUGCUUAUUGUGCAUGUGUGUUAAAGAUGAAAUGAGGUAAUGAUGUGUAUGAUUGGUGAAAAAUGAAAUACUUUGUUUGAAAUUUUAUAAAUACCACUUCCUGGACCACCGGGUAGGGUUGCGGUUUUGCAGAACGAUCUGACUGUAACCUAUUGCUUUGCAAUAAACAACGUUGGACCCUUAACUUCUCACAUUUCUGAGUUUUAUUGGAAUAAACUCAGGAGAUAAGCUAUUUUCUGGCUUACAACAAUAAUAGUAACAAUGAACAGUGGGGGUUAGGAGCCUAAUAAUAAUAAUAAUAAUUUAAAAAACAACAACAUUUAUUCUUCUGACGGGCUCACAGCAGUUUACGGAUAAAAUUAAGAACAGCUAAAAACUUGGGGAGGGGGAAGCAAACUUUUUUUCUUUUUAAAGGCAGUUAAACAUUCCUGUGGCACCCGUCUGUCUUUGGAGACAGUGGAGGAAUAAAAGCAAGUGGUUGGAGAGUUGCAGCACCUGUCAUGGCUUUAGAGGUUGAUACGGGAGAGACACGCUUGGGGCAGAGGAAGGCGUACAGUUGCGUUCCUGCAGAUGCACCAGGGCGUUUCUUCGCAGCACUCCUCCCAGCAGUCAUUCCUCCUCUGCUCACUGCUGUGGAUGCAGGAACUGGUGGUUUUCAGGCACCCCAGAGGUAGGCAAGGGAAUCUUGGCUAAAAAAAUAUAUCAAAGAAUUAUAGAGUUAGAAGGGAUUUCCCUUGGCCAGAUUUAGUUCUAGGGCAGUUCACAAUAAGCAUCUGGACCAAUGUCUUCUUUUCGCAUGUGAUAUGUGCCAUAUUUUGCCUUUUACUCCAAGAUGCUCUAACGUGGAAAACUGGUUUCUGGCUAGAAAUGUAAAGACUCCUGUGUUUGUUUAUUUUUGGACACUUUGUUUUAAGUGUAAGAAUGGAUUUGUUGGCAGCAAACACUGCUGAAGUGUGGCCUUUCUGUGAAUCGCCAGUGAAACCAUUGUGGGGUUUUAGGUGCCUUUCUAAAUGCUUGCUUAUGUUGUUUCAGGAGGUACCCAAGUGGCUGAUCGGAAAGAAAUCUGGCAAAAUAAGAGGGUUUUCUUUCUUACGCCUCAGAUAAUGGCAAAUGACCUUUCCCGUGGAGUGUGUCCUGCAGUGAAAAUUAAAUGUCUGGUUAUUGAUGAAGCCCACAGAGCUCUUGGAAAUCAUGCUUAUUGUCAGGUAGGGUGACAGUUUGCAACUUGAAACAUAAAUUUUUAACUAUAAAUUUAGAUCCGUGGUAAGGGGUUUGAUUAUGACUUUCUGAGGAUUUAUGUAUGUCACAUCCUUGCUUUAAAAGUGAUAUUAAAAAUGCCAUGAAGCAAGGGGUUCAAAAAAACAUUUUAGUUGCUGUUAAUUUUGUUAAAACUAACCAGGUCCCAGCCUUGUUGGUUCCUAACUGAAUAAGGUUUUGGAGACUCCAAGUAAUCCAUUCUGAACAAGUGGAAGAGUAGUGAGUAAAUGAAGUUUGUCUCCUGAAAGGUUGUUUUUAACUUGAAGUCUUUCAUAUGCUGUAUUAUGCAGAAAAAAACACUGUACUUUUGGGUUUUCUUAUUGCAAUAUUUACAAGAAGUUUAGCAGCAGAAGUAUCAGAUGGAUGCCUGUCUUGUGCCUCUAGAGGGCUCUGAGGUCCUGUGAUUUAACUGGGAAGCAAAAGCUAGCUGUCUCAAUCCCCACUUCACAGGUCACAGUAAACAAGUAGAGCUUUGCAAUCAACGUGGCUUUCUGUGCUGCUGGUCUCUUUCUCUUAGCAUAUAGAAGAAACCGACCAUGAACCCUGGAUUAGCGUUGCAUCCAAGCCAGGAGAUAUUGUUUGUUCUCCCCAACACCCCCCCCCCCCGGUAUGCCAGAAACAGUAAACCAAUGAAAAAUAAAUAAAAUGCUGCUCUAGUUGAGCUUUUGGUGUGAACUAGGAGGGCUUUCGCAUGUCAUUUGGGAGCCUGUCUGGUUGAAAUUUUAUUUCUUUCUUCAGGUUGUGAAAGAAUUAUGCAAAUAUACACGGCAGUUCCGUAUUUUGGCUCUAAGUGCCACUCCUGGCAGUGACACAAAGGUAAUUCAAGUUCUGUUAAUCCAAGGACCUGGGGAUGAAGGGGCUUGCUUUGGCAUCCUAUGUUGGUUUAAAAUGUGGCUCUUUUUAGGAGGGGGGAAUUAUUGGGUUGUUUUUAUUUUGAUUAUAUAUUUUGUGGUUUUUAUGUUGAUCUUUUCUGUGAACUGCCCUGAGAUAUCUGGGUAUAGGGCGGUGUUGUUGUUGUUGUUGUUUAGUCGUUUAGUCGUGUCCGACUCUUCGUGACCCCAUGGACCAGAGCACGCCAGGCACUUCUGUCUUCCACUGCCUCCCGCAGUUUGGUCAGACUCAUGUUUGUAGCUUCGAAGACACUAUCCAACCAUCUCGUCCUCUGUCGUCCCCUUCUCCUUCUGCCCUCCAUCUUUCCCAACAUCAGGGUCUUUUCCAGGGAGUCUUCUCUUCUCAGGAGGUGGCCAAAGUCUUGGAGCCUCAGCUUUAGGAUCUGUCCUUCCAGUGAGCACUCAGGGCUGAUUUCCUUCAGAAUGGAGAGGUUUGAUCUUCUUGCAGUCCAUGGGACUCUCAAGAGUCUCCUCCAGCAACAGAAUUCAAAAGCAUCAAUUCUUCGGCGAUUCUUCUUUAUGGUCCAGCUCUCACUUCCAUACAUCACUACUGGGAAAACCAUAGCUUUUACUGUACGGACCUUUGUUGGCAAGGUGAUGUCUCUACUUUUUAAGAUGCUGUCUAGGUUGGUCAUUGCUUUCCUCCCAAGAAGCAGGCGUCUCUUAAUUUCGUGGCUGCUGUCACCAUCUGCAGUGAUCAUGGAGCCCAAGAAAGUAAAAUCUCUCACUGCCUCCAUUUCCUCUCCCUCUAUUUGCCAGGAGGUGAUGGGACCAGUGGCCAUGAUCUUUUUUUUGAUGUUGAGCUUCAGACCAUAUUUUGCGCUCUCCUCUUUCACCCUCAAUAAAAGGUUCUUUAAUUCCACCUCACUUUCUGCCAUCAAGGUUGUGUCAUCUGCAUAUCUGAGGUUGUUGAUAUUUCUUCCAGCCAUCUUAAUUCCGGCUAGGGAUUCAUCCAGCCCAGCCUUUCGCAUGAUGAAUUCUGCAUAUAAGUUAAAUAACCAGGGAGACAAUAUACAGCCUUGUCGUACUCCUUUCCCAAUUUUGAACCAAUCAGUUGUUCCAUAUCCAGUUCUAACUGUAGCUUCUUGUCCCACAUAGAGAUUUCUCAGGAGACAGAUGAGGUGAUCAGGCACUCCCAUUUCUUUAAGAACUUGCCAUAGUUUGCUGUGGUCGACGCAGUCAAAGGCUUUUGCAUAGUCAAUGAAGCAGAAGUAGAUGUCUUUCUGGAACUCUCUAGCUUUCUCCAUAAUCCAGCGCAUGUUUGCAAUUUGGUCUCUGGUUCCUCUGCCUCUUCUAAAUCCAGCUUGCACUUCUGGGAGUUCUCGGUCCACAUACUGCUUGAGCCUUCCUUGUAGAAUUUUAAGCAUAACCUUGCUAGCGUGUGAAAUGAGUGCAAUUGUGCGGUAGUUGGAGCAUUCUUUAGCACUGCCCUUCUUUGGGAUUGGGAUGUAGACUGAUCUCCAAUCCUCUGGCCACUGCUGAGUUUUCCAAACUUGGUGACAUAUUGAGUGUAGCACCUUAACAGCAUCAUCUUUUAAAAUUUUAAAUAGUUCAGCUGGAAUACCAUCACUUCCACUGGCCUUGUUAUUUGCAGUGCUUUCUAAGGCCCAUUUGACUUCACUCUCCAGGAUGUCUGGCUCAAGGUCAGCAACCCCACUACCUGGGGUGUACGAGACAUCCAUAUCUUUCUGGUAUAAUUCCUCUGUGUAUUCUUGCCACCUCUUCUUGAUGUCUUCUGCUUCUGUUAGGUCCUUACCACUUUUGUCCUUUAUUAUGGCAAUCUUUGAACGAAAUGUUCCUUUCAUAUCUCCAAUUUUCUUGAACAGAUCUCUGGUUCUUCCCAUUCUGUUGUUUUCCUCUAUUUCUUUGCAUUGCUUGUUUAAGAAGGCCUUCUUAUCUCUCCUUGCUAUUUUUUGGAAAUCUGCAUUCAGUUUCCUGUAUCUUUCUCUAUCUCCCUCGCAUUUUGCUUGCCUUCUCUCCCCCGCUAUUUGUAAGGCCUCAUUGGACAGCCACUUUGCUUUCUUGCAUUUCCUUUUCAUUGGGAUGGUUUUCGUUGCUGCCUCCUGUAUAAUGUUGCGAGCCUCCAUCCAUAGUUCUUCAGGCACUCUGUCUAGCAAAUCUAAAUCCUUAAACCUGUUCCUCACUUCCACUGUGUAUUCAUAAGGGAUUUGAUUUAGAUUGUAUCUUACCGGCCCAGUAGUUUUUCCUACUUUCUUCAGUUUAAGCUUGAAUUUUGCUAUAAGAAGCUGAUGAUCUGAGCCACAGUCAGCUCCAGGUCUUGUUUUUGCUGACUGUAUUGAGCUUCUCCAUCUUUGGCUGCAGAGAAUAUAAUCAAUCUGAUUUUGAUGCUGCCCAUCUGGUGAUGUCCAUGUGUAGAGUCGUCUCUUGUGUUGUUGGAAAAGUGUGUUUGUGAUGACCAGCUUGUUCUCUUGACAGAACUCUAUUAGCCUUUGCCCUGCUUCAUUUUGCUCUCCAAGGCCAAACUUGCCAGUUGUUCCUUUUAUCACUUGAUUCCCUACUUUAGCAUUCCAAUCCCCUAUAAUGAGAAGAACAUCCUUCUUUGGUGUCACUUCUAUAAGGUGUUGUAAGUCUUCAUAGAAUUGGUCAAUUUCAGUUUCUUCAGCACCAGUAGUUGGUGCAUAAACUUGGAUUACUGUUCUGUUAAAAGGUCUGCCUUGGAUUCGUAUCGAGAUCAUUCUAUCAUUUAUGAGAUUGCAUCCCAGUACUGCUUUCGCCACUCUUUUGUUGACUAUGAGGGCCACUCCAUUUCUUUUGCGGGUUUCUUGCCCACAGUAGUAGAUAUGAUGGUCAUCCAAACUGAAUUCGCCCAUUCCCGUCCAUUUUAGUUCACUGAUGCCCAGGAUGUCAAUAUUUAUUCUUGCCAUCUCAUUUUUGACCACAUCCAACUUACCCAGGUUCAUGGUUCUUACAUUCCAGGUUCCUAUGCAAUAUUUUUCUUUACAGCAUUGGACUUUCCUUUCGCUUCCAGGCAUUUCCGCAACUGAACGUCCUUUCGGCUCUAGCCCAGCCGCUUCAUCAGCUCUGGAUCUACUUGUACUUGUCCUCCGCUCUUCCCCAGUAGCAUGUUGGACGCCUUCCGACCUGAGGGGCUCAUCUUCCAGCGUCAUAACUUUUAUAUACCUGUUGCCUUUGUCCAUGGAGUUUUCUUGGCAGGGAUACUGGAGUGGCUUGCCGGUUCCUCCUCCAGGUGGAUCACGUUUGGUCAAAACUCUCCACUAUGAUCUGUUCAUCUUGGGUGCCCUGCUCGGCAUAGUUCAUAGCUUCUUUGAGUUCUUCAAGCCCCUUCGCCACGGCAAGGCAGUGAUCCAUGAAGGGGAUAGGGCGGUAUAUAAAAUCAAUCAAUAAAUAAAUCUCGCUGAAGCCCCCAGUCAGCUGGUGUUCCACUUGCACCAUCCGUGGCACCUCUGAAUGCCAGCUGCUGGGAAUUGUGAGGUGGGAGAGGGCUUCUGUCCUGCUCAAGGCCUUUGGGACAACUGGUUGGCGGGUGUGAGAAGAGAAUGCUGGACGUGUGUCCUUGUGAUAAUACUAUUAAUCUAACCUAGGAAUGUUAGAUGAUAUAGUGCAGGCCUGUCCAACAACUCAACAACUUUGGUCCUUCUUUCCAAAAAAAUCUCAGCUCUGGUCAUUCCAAUGGGUAGAUCACUGCCAGUUUAUUUAUAGUGGGAGCAGAUCUCAGUCUCUCGGAAGUUGUACACCCCUGAUACAGUGUAAUAUAUAAUAAUAUAUAGUAUCUACAUUAAACUACAUUGCUACCUCCGGUUGCGAAUGGGAUCUGUUCCGGAGGUCCGUCUGGAUCCCGAGGUUUUCACAACCUGAGGAUCACUGUUACACGCAUGCGCGCGGUGGUAGACCACUUCUGCGCAUGCGUGCGUGGGGGGGGGGGCACUCCCGGGUUUGCCGCUUUUGCAACCUGAAGUUUACGUUACCCGAGGGCAAGGUAACCCAGGCGCUACUGUAUGCCCGAUUUUUACUGUGCUAACAUGAUGCUAAGUAAAAUACAGCCAGAUGGUAUUUUUUUUACGAUUUCUUUGCAGGCUGUGCAACAAGUUAUUUCCAACCUGCUGAUUUCACACAUAGAACUAUGUACUGAAGAUUCUCCUGAUAUCCAGCCUUACACUCACCAGCGGCAGGUUGAAAAAUGUGUUGUUCCACUUGGGAAGGAGCUGGCUGAAGUUCGUAAUGCUUACAUCAAGGUGAGUCAGAAACUUCGUAUUGAGUGGGUAAGAAUGGCAGCAGGCAGGACUUCAGAAAUGGUGGUGAAACAUUUGUUGAAAGCAGCUUGUUUUUGUUCUUCUAAAGAGGUCUCUUCGUUCUGUGAAACAGAAGGUCAGCUUCGCUUUUGUAACUGGAUUUGUUUUUGGAUUUGUUUUCCAAGUGCUGCUUUAAUCUUUCAAAAAUGUCACUGGUACCUGAUCAUGACGGUUGGUUUUAGUCUCUCACUAAAUGGCAUCUGAGUGGACGCUUCUAGUGUUGGCUUCCUUGUAAGAAUGCAGUGAAGAAGCCUUAGGAAACUGUCAUCCUAUUUUCCUUAAGUGGGUCCUGUCCCUAGGAGAAAGUGGCCUUUGGAGCUCCAAUCUGACCAGUGUAUAUUACAUAGCCAACUGGGGUUGGGAUCUUCUGCUGGCAGGGAUUAUGGGCAUUGUCCUGGUUUUUCUUGGGUGGUGAAAGAAUGCAAGUGGUAUUGUUGCUUUUUGUGUCUCAGUCUCAGAUGAGCCUGUCUUGAAAUGAAGCCAUCAUUGCUGAAAAGCCACACAAAACAUAAAAGUGCAUUGAGCAAGUAAUAGUGUGAUGCAGAGGUAUUUCAGGCCACCUUUACUGUCUUCUACAGAGCUUUUGUUUGAUUUCUGUGUGCGUUUUAGCGGAGUCUACCUUGAGGCUCUGUGUCUGUGUAGGGUUAAAGACAGGUGUGCAGUGACAGAUGGGAGAACAGCUGCAAAAAGAGCAGUUCCUUUCAGAGAACUUGUAGAGGCCAGUUGUUCAAUUUUUUUUUGUACUUGUGGGUGCUAAAUGGAAUUGGUAUGAUACAUCCCCAGGUUGGUAGUUUACAAGCACAUAGUGGCAGCUGCUCUGUAAGCCUGGGGCAUGUGGGCUAUUGAAAAUAGUUUCUGAGGAUCGCUCCAUAACCCGAGCUCCUUAAUAAUAGAAUUGUAGAGUCGGAAGGGACCCUGAGGGUCAUCUAGUCCAACCCCCUGCAAUGCAGGAAACUUUUGCAAUGCUCCCACCUGACUGGGGAGGCGGGCCAGGUGACCCUAGACAACUAUAUUGCCAAGUUCUAUGCCCAUUUCCUAUCUAAUAUGACUUGCUGAAAUUAAAGUCUCCGUUCCAUAUUAUCCAGGUUGUACAAUGCGUUCCUCUUCCAAUACAAGUAAUUUUACUGAUUAUUUUUAUAAAAUUCUGUCUGUGGUGUUGAAAUAGAGGAAGGUAUCCAGUACAAGUGGGGAAACUGAGAGCAACAAAAGUUCACCUGGACGCUUUGCUAACUUUUUUUAGAAAAAGAUGCCGGUGACUUAACUAAUAUAUCAAAAUUGCUUUUAGGUUGCAAUCAAAUGGUGUGUAAAUUUAUGAAAUAAAUAAUAAACUCGGGAUAACACAGAGCAAUAAAGUUUUUAUUCAUGGCAACUUCCAACAGUAAACAAUAUAUGACGUAUAUCUUUCACAGGUAAAUUAGCAAUUAGGAUUCCAGCUUUAUUAUUUCUAGACUUGAAUUAGUUUUUUUUUUAAUACGACUUACAAAAGAUUUCAUUUUGUAUCCUAGUUGGCUAAGUGGAUAAUUUCAAAAUGAGUAAAAACAUGGUAUUUUCAGAAUGUGAAAUUUCCUUCUGAUAAUCCUUCAAAUUAAAUAUCAGUCAAUCAUUUUAUUUGCUUGUGGGCUAGCAAAGUUUAAACUGUGCUGAAGGUGGCUUACAACAUAUAAAAAAUACAUAGCUAAAAACAUAACAAAAGUAGUCAUAAACAAUAAACAAAACAUCAAAAAGUACACAACCAAACUGAACAAUUGCCACACAAACUGUAUGAACCAAAAUAAAGAUACAAAAAAUUAACAGCAACACCCCACCUCCAACAAAACCCUCUAGAGUCUGUUCAGCAGCCUCAGCUUUUGUAGCUGGAGUCAGUCCGGGCCUCGCCCUACCAGGGCAGGUGGAAAAAGGCCUGCAGGGCAGGGAACAAGUCUUCCAGGACUCACAGCCAAGAUACCAACAAUGUAUACAGUCAUACCUCAUGUUAUGUUUGCUUCAGGUUGCACGUUUUCAGUCAGCCUCCCGCUGCGACCUGGAAGUACCAGAAAGGGUUACUUCCAGGUUUCGCCGCUCGCUCAUGUGCAGACGUGCAAAAUGACGUUAUGAGCAGAAGCGGCGAAUCGCGACCCGCGCAGACGCGGGUUGCGUUCUUUUCAGGUUGCGAACAGGCCUCCAGAACGGAUCCCGUUCGCAACCAGAGGUACCACUAUACAAUAAAACCCUACUUCUGUUGAUAAAGGAGGUAGCAAUUUCUGUUCACCUAUAUUAGAUAUUCAGAAGAAAAUAGUCAAUAGCAUUGUAUCUAUAAAAAUAAACUUGUGUAAUAAUGAGGAAUAAUUACUGUUAGCAUCUGCUAGGGUAUUAUUUGCUUACAGACAAUGCAGUUCAUUUUGGUGGAGCUACCUCUGUAGCCUCUCUCAAAUGAAUGGCGACUGUGUAGCAUCAGAUAAAAUGUUCAGAAAUUGUGCAGUUUUACCUACAACUUCAACUUCCAUUGAGUUAGUGAAGCACUUUUGCAUGUCAGAAUAAAUACUGGGAAGAAUCACAGGAGUGUAGAGUUGGGAGGGAUGCCAAGGGAACAGAACACUUUAUUUCUCUUAAUACAGAAUAUCUCCUGUGUCUUAAUUUUGGUGAAAGUGCUUGAAAUUGUAGUGACUAUACAUAACUGAAGCAACAACUAGGAAAAACCCUUCAAAACUGGCAACAGACACUCCAAGUUUGCCUUCUUAAUUGCUGAGGAAGGAAGCUGGUUUGUCUGUCAGGCUAUGCUGGUGGAAUGUGAUAUUCGUGUUUUCUUAGGAAAUAGGCUUUAUAAAGUUAAUGGCUACAUAUCAUUCUUGAUCAUUCCAGCUAGCUGACUAGAGUUCACUUGCGUGUUUCAUGGGUGAUCCGUCAAUGGAGCUUGGCUGUCUUGUAGCUCAAAAAAUAGCCAGCUAUGGUCUUUCAAGAAACCAUAUUUCGUUCUGUCGAUUUGUAGCAGCUGGAUUUGUGUAUCCUGCAACUAUGAAGGUAUCUUGCAAACACAGCUCAGGACUCUCCAGAAGUUCGGCCAGCAUAUUAAUUUCUCUUGCAAUGGACGUUUCGUUGGUGACUCCUCUGAAGGCCCUGUGAACAAGCCAUUUUAAAAUAAUAUUUUAUUCGUUUUAGACUUACAGCAAUCCCUUGAUUGUAGAUUGAAAGUGGGACCAUGACAUCAACAAGAUCCCUGAAGUCACAAACGCUAGAAACUACCCAUUUCUCUGUUUAUAUUAUAUAUGUGCGUGCACACACACAUAGUGGGCUGGGGAGAGUGUUGAGAUUGUUAGAGGCUGAAUUCUGCAUGCCAUGUAUCAUUCUCAGUGCUUGUUGAUUUUUGUGUUUGUUUCCACACAACUAUUUGAUACAGAUAUUCUACACUUAUAGUCUGGUGUCCUUCCUCCCAUGGGAACCCAGAAUAGCAAACAUUUCAGUAAUGAAAAUAGAAUUUUAAAUAAAUUUAGGGUGAGUAGAAGGCAGCUCGCAUAACCAAUCUUCCCCUCCCCUCCUGCCCUCUCCCAUAAAAAGCUCCUCCAAAGGGUCUGGGCAGCCAGCUUUGACCCUCUGGAGAGGCUUUUGAGUGGGGCUGGGGAGGGUAGCAAGGGGCUGCAGGGUAGAAGAGGGAGAAAGAAUUAGUUGAGUGAGUGAUUUCCAGACUGAUAUUUUAGUUGGUGUGUGUGUUGGUAGUUAUAGUUAAGCUGCUUUAGAAGCCCAAAACCAGGAUACAAAUGUGCUUAAACAAACAUAGCCUGCUUUUUCAUCAACUUAAAGAAAUAUCCAGAAGGCACUGUGUAGCUGGAGCCAAGAUACCUGACAAGGUCUUAACACUUGCUUGGUUUUGUCUCAGACUGCUCCUUGCUUAAUUAAAAUUAGUUACCUAUAAUCGCACAUUUGCCUGGUUUGUCACACUAAGCCAAACUAGGCUUACUGAGAGUGUGAGAGUUCCCAGAGGUGAGGUCAAAAGGGGCUUAGCUCCUUUCCAGGUGCGAGAAAAAACUGUGGUUACAGCUCAUGGUUAGUGAAGAGAGUUUCACCAUGUGACCAGUUCAGACAACAUGCAAAGCCUUGGUUUGGCAUGACAUGCAAACCUUCAUGAUCAUUUUAUUUCUAACAGCAAUAACCUCCCACCCCAGCGACCCCUAAACAACACUCCAGCUCAAGAUUCUGUUCAGCAGCCUCAGCUUUUGCUGCAGUUGGAGUCAGUCCGGGCCCUGCCCUCUCAGGCCAGGUGGAAAAAGACCAGCAAGGCAGGGAGCAGCUGUUGCAGGACUCACAGCCAAGGUUAAGUAGCACAAAGGAACCGUAUCACUUUGUAUAUUUCAAGCUGCAGUUAGGUUUGUAGGACAGUGUGAGCAUGAAGGCUUUGCUCAGUCUAAUUCCAGCUUGUGUCUUAAACUGUAAGUACUGUAACUACAUGCAAACCAGCUCAGUACAUUCUUUGCCUAAUAAACCAUGAAUUUAUUCAGCCAAGAUCGUUAAAUCUGAACUGGACUUCACAACUGUAAUGACAGAACUCUAAGCAAAAGUAAACAUGAAACGCUGAGUAUUUGGAUGAAAGGAUUUUGGUUUUGAAUUGUUCAGUGUUUGGAAUGAAUCCGUGGAAAAGAAUGUGUCAUGAUGAUGAGAUUUUCAGCUAAUCAACCCUGGCACUUAGAUAGGCAACUUUUGAUUCUUACCUGGCAUAAAUAACGGUUGGAGGCCACUCUUCAAUGACAACAUCCGGAUCAUUGGGUGCAGGUGGCUGUUCUUGCAGCCCACUGGGGAGGUAAUAUGCUACAGUCACAAAUCUCGUGAUGCCUGGAGUGCUCUCACUGGUGCGAACUAUGGUUGCAAUGGGAACAGUCAUCCCCAAGUAUAGGCCUGAGGAAAGCAUAGCGUCAUUAGUAAUUUCCUGACAUUACCUGUCAGCUAGUUGUGAAGUUAAAUCACAUAUGCGGAAUCAAAUUUUGCAGCCUUGGGAAAUUUUGCAUUUGGGAAUUCUCCUUGCAGGAUCAAAUGGCGCAUUUAUAAGUAAUGUGGUGCAGUCAGAACAAAAGAUAGUGUAGUAUGUGUGUCUGACAGUUGAUUAUUUACCUGAUGAAUUCUGCUGACAAAUGUAUCUCAUAAUCUUCAUGAAUCCUAGGCAUAUGCUCUGUUCAUACUGCUUUUCUUGCACUUUGACGCAAGCCCAUUUCGCCUUUUCAUAGUGGCGUUUUUCAUAAAGAAGAUUCCCAAGCUGUAAAUUUUCAAAAUUGCUGUUAUUAUUAUAAUUUAUUACCCACAUACCACCACCCUAAGGUGAGUUAAAGUGUUAAAGGAAGACUAAGGCACACAGGUGGUGGGCCUUCAGGAAAGCUUUUACUUCUACCAGUAUUUAACAUCCACCACUGUUGUAGACUGUGAGUUUGGCUCUGAAAGGGGUAAACGCGUUCAGAAAUAAUCAAUAUUUGUGAUAGCUGGUUAGGGUAAUUCAUAACACAGAAUUUGUUCAUAUAUACACAGUCUACCUGCCCUCUUGGUCUUUCAGAAUGCAGCUAGGCUGAGAAGAACUCAUCCAACCCAAGGGUUACCAGACUACAGCUAAGGCUAGGGUACCUUUCUCCAUGAGGCUAGGGUACCAAUGGGGAAUAUUAGCUAUAGCUGACCAUUAUUUCAUGCCUUUGAGACCACUUGUGCAUCCAUUGACAAUGAUGACUUGUGCGCACCCCUAAACUGAGCAUGCAGUCCCUCUGGGAGGGUACAACCCCCUUCCAGAACCCCAUCUCACCAAUAGCACCUCUGUCAUGCUGGGAUUUAGCUUAAAUUUUAAACAUAUGAAUUAUUUAAAGUUGCAUUUCUAUAUUUAAUCACCUAAAGUAAGAAAAAGUGCAUUUUUCUCUCUGCAGUAGGGUUAGAACAUGUUAGGUAGGGAACAUUUUUUUUUAAAAAGCACAAUUAAAAUUGGGAAGGAACAAAGAGAGCUUUUAAAAACUAGUUUUCAGACCACUUUCCAUUCACUAAAUUUGACUGCUUGUUAGAUAAACAAAAGUAGAAACCAUGCCUGUUUCUCUUCCCACUCUUGCUAUAAUGCACGAAGGUGUAUUUUAAUGAAGAGAUGAUACCUGUUCUUUACGGGCUAUCACAACAAAUGGAACACUUUCUCUCUCCUGAGGAUGGUUAUUUCUGGUCAGCUGUUGGAUUGGCUCUGCCAUAUCUGUAAGAACGUGAUUAAAUUGUUGUUUAUAGAAGUAAAUAUGCCUGAUUCACAUAUGAAAAUUCUUAUGUGGGUGAGAACACAGGUAGUAAGACUAGAACAGUUUGGAAAAGGCUUAUUUCCAAGAUACACUAAUAUUUAUUGGACUUAAGAACAACCAGCUAGUUUUGUUUUGAUGCCAAAGUAAAAUUAAUUGCAAUAUUUGCAUAACUUUUUUUGACUGGUCUAUGUGACUUUUAGUUCAGUGUACAGUGGUACCUCGCAAAACGAAUGCCUCGCAAGACAAAAAACUCGCUAGACGAAAGGUUUUUUGUUUUUUGAGCUGCUUCGCAAGACGGUUUUCCCUAUGGGCUUGCUUUGCAAGACGGAAACGUCUUGCAAGUUUGUUUCCUUUUUCUUAACACCGUUAAUACAGUUGCGACUUGACUUCGAGGAGCAACUCAUAGAACGCGGUGUGGUAGCCUUUUUUGAGGUUUUUAAAGACUUUGGUGAUUUUUGAAGCUUUUCCAAAACUUUCCCGACACCGUGCAAGACGAAAAAAAUCGCAAGACGACAAAACUCGCGGAACGAAUUAAUUUCGUCUUGCGAGGCACCACUGUAAUGCAUUAGCACAGCAAAUAUGUACAAGACAUAGACAUUACAGACUGGUAUGGAUGACAUCUCUGCACAGGACCUUAGUUGUAAGAUUGCUCCAUUAACUAACCUUUAAUUACUAUAACCAAUUGUGUUGCUAACCAAGCCAACGUCAAACCACUUUUCUGUCUCCAUUGGGGAGAAGCAGUGGUUGGUGCCAUGCUUGGUUCAUAUGGCUCUGAUUUUUGCUGUGCCAUCGAAUGCUUAAGAGUGGGCUGUGUUACAACCAUAACUGAAGCAGUUUGUUGUCACCUUGUGACCUUUCAUUGGUGUUUUAAUAAUUGGGCAUGGCUUGGAGGGAGACUUCUCAGACACACACACACACCCCCCCAUCAGAGGGCUACUGAUCGUCCAUUAAAGCUUUCAUUGUAGGACGACACUUAAGUCAUAGGUGUGUUGAGUUAUGAUAGAAUAUAUUCAUCUCUUGAGGCCAAGUGGCUGGACAGUCUUUGCCUUGUGGAAGGUAGUAAACACCUCCCACCCCAAAGUAACUUUGAUGCUUAUGUCCACUUGCAGUGUGGUAAGCAGGAUUUUGCCAUUAUGUGCUAGAGCAUUGGUCUGUUAUUUCCCUGUAUAUAAUAGUUCUAGUUUCUCUUCACCGGUACUUUCUGUGAUCUUAAGUUGUGAUGAGCAGAGUAUCCUGCUCCAUUGCCAUAAUUUGAUGCGCUUCCGCCACCCCAGACUCCCCUCAGAGCUACUAAUACACCUUUCUGGGUUUCCUUGCGGAGCAUUUUUGAAACCUUUGGCCAGCUUCAGCCCUCACUGUAGUUCUGUGAUGUCAAACCAAUAAUAGCAUUAAGUGUCAGCCGGGGUGUGUGUACUUAGAUGGUUUUCAAAAAGGAUUAAACAAUUAGUGGGAGAUGUAUCUGUCAGUGGAUAUUAAUCGUAAUAGCCAAGGAUGGAGCAUCCAAUUUCAGCAGCACCAAAGAUCACAUUUGUAGGUGCUGGGGGCAAUGAUCAUCUCUGGGGAGGGGCUUAGAGCAUCUGUUUUGUGUGCAGAAAGUUCAAUCCCAGGCGGCUUCUCCAGCUGAAAGGAUCAGGUGGAAGGAGAUGUGGAAGACCUUUCUUUCCCCUAAGACCAUGGAGAGCUGCAGCCACAGCAGAUCGUAUUAGCUUGGGCAAAUAGUAUGAGGUGUUCCUCCUACAGAGCUGGGCAGGGCAUCACCCGUUGUAGGCAGAUUACUGGGCUAAACUGGGUGGUUCUCUUACACAGCAAGGCAAUUCCUACUGCAGACUUGCAGGGUAACAUUGGCCAGUGCACAGUCCUACACUUUGGCACACCAUCUCUCCUCACCCUUCCAUCAAAUGAACUCUCUGGAAACUCCGUGGUGGGAGGAACUAAUUUCAUGGCUUGGAAACACGCUGAGUGACAAACAUAAAUGAGCAGGUGGCAAAAGGUGCCCAUCCUGUUGUAAUCGCAAGAAGAGCCUGCUGAAUUAGGCGGAUGGCCCAUCUAGUCCAGCAUUUCACAGUGGCCAAACAGAGGCCUGUGGGGAACCCACAAGCUGGAUUUGAGCACAUGAGCCCCACUCUCCCCUCCUGUGGCCUCCGCCAGCUGCCAUUCAGAACUGCUGCUAGUAGCCAGGGUAGCCCUCUCCUCUUCCAUGAAUUUGUCUAAUCCUCAUUUCAUUCCAUCCAAGUUGGUGGCCCUCCCUGUGUCCUAUGGGAGGGAGUUCCACGCUGUAACUCUGUGUGCUCUUUUAUCGGAACUGAAUCUUCCUACAUUCAGCUUCAUUGGAUGCCCACGAAUUCUAUUGUACGGAGAGAGGGAGAAAAACUUUCCUCUCUGUCCACGCUCUCCUUGCCUAGUUUUGUAGGCUUCUCUCACUUGCCUUUUCUCUAAACUAACCCCCCCCCCCCAUGCUGCCGCUUUUCCUCAGGACACCGGCUCCAUCCCCUUCCUUAGAUUCCCUCUACCAAAGCUGAAAGCAGCCUUAACUUCCUCCUGAUGGUGAAUGGGAAACAGCUGGCGAAGACGGCGGCCUGCCAGGGAAGGGAUCCCUUCCUGACGCUCCUGCUCCCCGGAGCCCGUUCCUUGCAAGCGCCGUUGGAAACGCGGAGCAGGCGCUUGCCGGCGAGCAGCUCCCCCCGCUUUCCAAGCUAAUCCUUUUCAAACCGAAAGCCCCUGAAACCGCUGGCGAGAGGCUUCGCCGGAGCGCGAGGGAAGUCCGCGCCUUUUGCGCCAAGGCGGGAGCGCGCUGCCCGGUCCCGGAGCCCGGCUGGCUCCCCCUGGCUUACCCCUGGGCACGUCCACGCGGUGCCCGCGGCCCACGCUCUGCCAGUAGCUCAGCAGGCGCUCCUGCUCCUGCUCGUCGCCGGCGUUGUCCUCCAGGCUGCUGCCGUACGCCGAGUCCGGGCAGCCGGCCGCCCCCGGCGCCGCCGCCUCCUCCGCCUCGUCCCCGCCGGCCGCCCCGGCGCUCUCCAGCUCCUCCAGCGUGAUGGCGCCCGGGGGGGCCGGGUCGCCGCCGCCGCUCAGGCGGCAAGUGCGCGCUUCGCUCUCCAUGGCCGGCUGGAUCGCGCGGAGGCGGCGCUUGCUUUCUUAAGCUGCCCUGCCCAGCGGAGGGGAGGGGGCCUGUCCGCCCGGGCAGCCGCGGCGACACCGCCCUCCAGGCACGUCGGACUCGGGAGGAGCCUGCAGGUGCCCGGCCAGGGCGCGAGCCUGUGGCCCCCAGCCCCGCUCCCUAGGGAAUCCGGGGAUCGGCACUCCCUUCCCCGGUGCCAAGGGGCUCCCAGCAAGCCCCCCACUCCACCCCCAGGAAUGAAAGGGUGGUCUCCUGCCUCCGCCGCCGCCACCACCAGCCUACCUCGCAAGGUCCUUGUGGUGAUGGGAUGGAAUGGAGAAGGGGAAGAAGUGCGUGCACCGCCUCGGAGGAAAAUGCCAUAAAUGAAGCACCCCCUUCCCAUGUGCAUUGCAGUCGGCUGCUUCUGGGCAGAUCGGGGCUUGGACUGCGAGCCUUUGUUCUUGGCUGUCCCGUGAAAGGGAGAGAGGCAGCAGGGACAGCCGUCCAGGGCUCUGCCCGGCCCCUGGGCUUCGGCCAACAGACCCAAGUAUGGCACCUUGAGCUCCUUGGAGGAAAAAGCGAGAUAUAAAUGAAAUAAAUAUAAAUAAAUUAUAAAGGCAAUGAAAGGAAGCAGGGGUGUGUGUGCUCAGAGUACUUCUUAUUCCCCAUUUUCUGCUGGCUACCUUGCUUUCUGCUUUGCUUUGCUUCUCCCUAGGUGGAGUAGAGGACAUUCCUUUGACAGAAGGAAGCUCCUCCGUUAUUUUUGAAAACCUCCCUUUGUUUGUGGGGUCAUAGGAGGCAGUGGACUGACUGGCGUGAGCCUCUUGCCCUGGCCCUGUCCAUGCACCCUAUCCAGGAUUAAAGACGGGGGUUAGUGAUGGUCCUUCGCAAAGUUGCCCUUUAAAUGCAAAUAAUUUGAGGCAGAGUGGUGUAGUGAUUAGAGUGGUUAGGCCUAGGAGAUUAGGGUUCACAUCCCCACUCAGCCAAGAUAUGCAUUUUUCUAGGGAAGUGGAUUUGACAGUUCCUUCAUUUCCCUCCAAAGCAGAGAUGCCUCUUUCUAAUGUUCUUCUUGUUGUUAGAAUUUAUAUACCGCCCUAUACCCAGAGGUCUCAGGGCGAUUAUAUACCGCCCUGUACCCAGAGGUCUCAGGGCGAACAGAAUAUUGGGUUUCUGAGUGUGAUGCUUUAUAGGAAAGUGGUACUUAGCAGCUCUUCCCUCUUUGUUCCCCUCUGCACAAACUGGAAAGAGAAAGCCAGGCAAGUUGGAGGGAGCAGAAACAAAAAUAGUCCAUGUUGCCAUAUCAGACUGACAAGUAGAUCCUCAGUCUGUUUUGCAAUGUGUCAACAUGUGUGUGCUGCUCUGAAAUUGACAUGGCAUCCUGCCAUCUUGACUCAUCAACAUAGUGGAGGAGGCUGCUGGCAUUUGGAGGCUGCCAAGCUGAACUUGAUCACACAGGGAGCUGACUCAGUUAUCUGCACUGUGCAACUGGACUUCUUCUCAGCCUCAGCUUCCAGGGAGGGAAAAAAGGAGGAUGCUUCACAGUUUGAAGGUGUAAAAGGAUGUAACCAGUGUUGACUUGCCCUGUUUUUCCUUGUGUGGCUGCCAUGGAAGAAAGGACAUCCUUUAGCCUGAGGGCACCAUCAUUCAUCUGUUACCGUGACUGCAAGUUGGAGUCAUACUCAUAAUUCCCCCAGUUCUGCGUGUUCAACCUUUUCAGUCAAAAACCAUCAACUGGUUGGUUGUAAAUGAACAAAUAUAUUCAUAGCUGGUACAGUGGUAGCUCAGGUUACAGACGUUUCAGGUUACAGACUCCACUAGCCCAGAAAUAGUACCUUGGGUUAAGAACUUUACCUCAGGAUGAGAACAGAAAUCGUGCACCAGUGGUGUGGCGGCAGCAGGAGGCCCCAUUAGCCAAAGUGGUGCUGCUUCAGGUUAAGAACAGUUUCAGGUUAAGAACGGACCUCCAGAACAAAUUAAGUUCUUAACCUGAGGUACCACUGUACCUGAAUAGCUGUUUUUAGAAUAGUAAUUCAAUAGUACAGGGAACUUGGCCUUGAAUAAGUCCUGCACAAAGCCCAUUUUUAAUCACGAGUCUCCUGUAUCAAUCAUGUGCAAUUAUGUGAAGAAGGUAGUGCUGGGCAAGCAUGCUGCAUCCAUUUCCCAGCCUCCAUUCCAUAAAAAAGGUUUGAAAAAUGUAGGCAGAAUCCUGUCCUUAGACUGAUUUUAUGGUGCUCUGCGGGGGAGGGGGCCUGAUUCAAGUUGUAGCCCAAAAUAUUUGAAGAUGGCUAUCAUAUCUCCUCUCAGUCUCCCCUCUUCCAGACUAAACAUCCCCAGCUCCUUCAAGCGCUCCUCAUAAGGCUUAGAUUCCAGAACCUUGAUCAUCUUGGUCAGCCUCUUCUGCACACCUUCCAGCUUGUCAACAUCCUCCUUAAAUUGGACACAGUAUUCCAGAUGUGGUCUGACUAAGGCAGAAUAGAGUGGUACUAUUACUUCCCUUGGUCUGGACACUAUACUUCUGUUGAUUCAACCUAGAAUAGCAUUAGCUUUUUCUUAUUGCUGCUGCAUCACACGGUUGACUCAUGUUAAGCUUGUGGUCCACCAAGACCCCUAGAUCCUUUUCACAUGUACUGCUAGUAGAUUGGCACGAUGAUGUUCAAUUUCCAACCAGCUGGCAUUUGAGCUGUAUCAUUUAUGUAGGCGUAGAACUUAGCCAGAAUGGGUUGCCACCAGUCCACAUGUGUCUUAAAUAGUUAUGGCAGCAUCAUAUCUUCACCAUGGUUUUAUUGUAUGUCUGUGCCCGAUGUUUUUUAUGGUUAUGGUUAUUGUUGUUGUUUUUCUUUUUUCUUUUUGUUCUCCUUCUGAAUGAUGCCAUGGCCUAUGGCUAGUGCAAUAAAAAGUUUAAUUGGAAUUGGAGUUAGCCAAGAUGGCAAUCUGAGACCCUUUGCUACAGUCAAUGUACUGCUAGUAAGCCGGGUAUCCCCCAUCUUACAUUUGUGCAUCUGGUUCUUCCUGCCUAAGUGCAGAACCUGACAUUUGUCCCUAUUGAAAUUCAUUUUGUUGGCUUGCGCCCAGUUCUCCAAUCUGUUAAGGCCAUUUUGGAUUCUGAGUCUGUCUUCUGCAGCAUUAGCUACCCUUCCCAGUUUGGUGUCAUCUGCAAAUUUGAUGAGCAUCCUCUCAAUUCCUUCAUCCAAGUCAUUUAUAAAGACGUUGAACAACAACAGGCCCAGGACAGAGAACCCUGCGACACCCCACUUGCCACUUUUUCCCAGGAUGACGAGGAACCAUUAAUGAGUCCUCUGUGGGUUUGGUCAGUCAACCAGCUACAAAUCCACCAAACAGUUACUUCCUUCAACCCACAUUUUACCAGCUUCCUCACGAGAAUAUCAUGGGGGACUUUGUCAAAAGCCUUACUGAAAUCAAGAUACACUGUGUGUACAGCAUUUCCCUGAUUCAACAAAUUUGUAAUUCCAUUUAAAAAAAGAAAUAAAUCAAUUGGUCUGGCAUGAUUUAUUUUUGAGAAACCCAUGCUGGGUCUUAGUAAUCACAGCUUCCUUUUCUAAAUGCCCACAGACCAACCAUUGAAUUCUAGAACCUUCCCUGGUGUCAGUGUCAAGCUCACCGGUCGGUAGUUACCUGGGUCUUCCUUCCCCCCCCCCCUUUUGAAGAUGGGGACAGCAUGUGCUUUAGUACCCUUGGACGCAGCUCAUCAGGCCCUGGAGAUUUGAAUUCAUUUAAAGUGGCUAGGUGUUCCCUUACUACCUCUCUUCCUAUCUUGGGCUGCAGCUCCCUCCUUACAUCAUUUAUUCUUUCUGUAAAAAUAAUGAGGAGAUUGCCAAAGAUAGCGGAGUGAAGAUGGCCACUGUGUUGUUUCUAAGUAGGUUAUGUUUGUUGAACUCAUUAGUUCCAGUCUGAAGCUCCAGGUGACUGGCUCCUGCUGUUUGUUUUAAUAAUCUGUUUUAGCUUGUUUUGUGAAAGAUAACUUGAGCAGACAGUGUUACACGCAGGGUGAAUUCUGGCCAUAUCAAUAUCUUUUACGUAAAACCGGGUCAAGAGAUUGAACACAAGAAAAUUAAAAGGGUCACCUCAGCAUAACACCUUGGAAUCAGAGUUUCUUCCUAAGCCAUCACAUUGUGAUUGCAUCAAUAAUCUUAUUUAACUGGAAUAAUAAUUGCCUCCCAAAGAAAAUGUCUUACAGUCUUACGUUUCAUCUAAUGUAUGCCAUUUAUGUAAGCUUUUUACAUAAAUACGCAGCAAUAUAUUUCUGAGGAAUGAAUCAAGUUUUAUUUAAAUGGGGCAGAAAUAGGGUGGCUUUCCUCUUCUGUACGGGUCCCAGUGUGGCUGUGAUUGUGACAUGCAUCCAAUUUCCUUUGUGUCCUUUGUUUUACUUUUAGGUCCUGGAAACAUUUGCCGGCCGACUGAUUAGGCUCCAGGUUUUGUCUAAACGUGAAAUUCCUGCACUUACUAAGUAUCAGAUCAUUCUAGCACGGGAUCAGUUUAGGAAAAACCCUUCACGCACUGUGGUAAAUAUUACUCUGCAGUAUGAUAUUCUUAUCAGAGAAUGUUUGGCUGAAGGUAAAAGCAGUGAAGCAGCAUCUCUCUGAGCACAUGGGUCUGUCUCUCUUUCCCUUUAAUGCACAUCUUGCGUGUUUGAAGGGCUUCCUGUUCAUUCUCUCAAAAAUUGGGCAACCACCUUUCCCAAACACGUCAGCAGCACCCCCACAUUAUUGGACUGAAAGAAAGUGGCUGACCUAAAAGAACCUCCCAGUGGGUUGACUAGACAGACAAGGUUUAAGCCUGGGUAUGGUUUUUAUGUUCUGAACCGCCCUGUGACCUUUGGAUGAAGGGUGAUAUACAAAUUUAAUAAAUAAAAAAAUAAAAAAGAUAUGAUUAAUCUGAAUGCACAGCUCAGUUGCUUAGCCACUACCCUGUGCCAGCUUGUUUGUACUUCUUACCAAUGAAUAUCCACAUUAAUUUCCAUGCAUCCCUGUAAAAUAAGGCACUGCAGCGAUAUACUGCACCAUUCUCAGAAUUAUUCUUAGGGGUCUGUCUAGGAAAGAGGGAGGAAAACGGUGAGGUCUAGAACUCCCUGCUCUCGCUUUUAGAAUAUGUUUCCAGGGUGCAAUAAUUAAUUCUGAAAACUGGCUUGAGGAUCCAAAUGAUCCACAUAUUACAUGGAUUAAGAGUUGUCUGGGCCAUGGGUUUUCUCAGAAGUGAUUCAGAUGCAGGACAUUCAGCCGGGCCACUGGUGCAGGGAGGCAGUUUGAAAGGAGUGACUCACACAUGUGUCUUUGGGGGACUUGGCUCCAUGGAAGGGCAAAGGGCAGUUGCUCAGUGGCAGUACACACUGUGUUCAACCCCUGGCACCUACAGUUAAAGGUUAUUAUUCAUAUAUCCCACCUUUGGAGAAGAAAAACUCUGGUCCUAAAUCUCUGCUGCCUUGUGGGACGUCUUUGGGAGAAGAAAAGGCUCAGGAGUAAACCUUACACAAUCCAGGGUGGAGUCCCUAAGCCGGUUGGGUGGCGCCUUCUACGCUUCCUUAUGACAAGUCCUGCAGCCCAGCUGGUGCCAAAUGUAUUGCUCUGCUUUCCUUUGGAGCCAAGAAGGGGUCUUGUUGUCUGAGCAGCCCAGGACUUCCAGACACAGUGCCUGGUCGAGUGCCCCAGAGAGGUCACUUUGAUGCUGCUUAUGCAGCAGUUUGUCAUCACCCCCAGAGGCCUCUUGAGACAGAAGGAUGCCAACAUACAGAUCCCACCUUUCCUCCAAGAAGUUAAAGGUGGCGUACAUAGUUCUCCCUUCUCUCCAUUUAAUCCCCACAACAACCCUGUGAGGUAGGUUAUGCUGAGAGCUGGUGAUUGGCCCAAGGUAACCCAGUGAGCUUCGUGGCUGAGUGGGGGGGGGGGGUUUGAACCCUGGUCUCCCAGGUCCUAGUCCAUCACCCUUAACAACAAAGCACGCUAGCAUGGCUAGGAAGAGACUCUUGUUCCUCUACCAUAUUGUUUGCCUACAUUUGGUAGGAAGGAUGAUGGUACAAGUCCUUUUGGGUGCAAAUCUUUCUCACUGGAACUGAUGUCUCCACAGGGAAUGCAACAAGGCGCAAUAGAAGGAGAUUUUGCUCUUUGUAUUAGUUUGUAUCAUGGUUAUGAGCUACUGCUGCAAAUGGGAAUGCGAUCCUUAUAUAUCUUCUUAUGCGGAAUUAUGGAUGGAUCAAAAGGUAAGGGAUUCCUUUGCAUGUGGAACACCUUCUGUUAUCUUCCCAGAUCAGCUGAGGGCAUUUAGAGAGAUGCUCAGACUCGUUCCCCCCCCCCAAGAAAACUGGAAAUUAUGUAUUUAACAUAACCUCUAGAAAAAAUUUAAAAGACACAGAGCUUAGUUGCUUUCAGACUCUUAAAUCUUCAGUCAUUGCGGCUCUAUAUAUGCCAUAAUAAUAAAUGUGCAUAUAUACACACACCUACUGGGAUAGCUCAGUUGGCAGAGCAUGAGACUCUUAACCUUGGGGUCAUGGGAUUGAGCCCCACAUUGGACAAAAGAUUCCUGCAUUGCAGGGGCUUGGACCUGAUGACCCCUGGCAUCCCUUCCCACUCUGCAAUUCUGUGAUUCUAUCUUAAUGACAAAAGCAUUCCUUUGGGGUCCUCUAAAAUGAUUUACUGUUGAAGUUUUAUUUAUUCAGUGUGAGAGAAUUUCCAUUUAGACAAAUAAUACUUUCUUAGAUAUCAAGGCUGUAAUAUCUGCUAUGUGGAAUAAGCAUCUCAGAAUCAAAAUGGCUUUAAAAAUAAAUUGGUUUGACAGUAGCAUGGAAGAUCCUAGAUUUUAAAAUGCACAUUCAUAAUGAUUUCAGCUGAGCAUAACAGUUCUUAUUGUCGGAAGGGGUUUAGCACUUCCACCCUGACGGGCAAAUUUCCAGCUGGCUUUGGGUACGGAUGGGGCAGACAAGAGAGGAAGUUCCCCCGCUCAUCUGUGCAGGAGUGUGGAUGCUAAUAAUUGGUCGAGGUUUAGCUGACUCAUCACAAGCAUGCAACAAUUAAUGAAAGUUUCCAAUUUUUGUGGAAAAUAUUUAUUCAUUAGAUUUAUGCCCUGUGCCAUCACCCAAAGGAGCCCAGGGCAGCAAAGGAUAAUACAAUUUAACUUAUAGGUAAAGGUAAAGGAUCCCUGGACGGUUAAGUCCAGUCAAAUUUGACUAUGGGGUGCAACGCUCAUGUCCUCUUUCAGGCCGAGGGAGCUGGCCUUUGUCCACAGACAGGGUUGGGGUCAUUUUGUCAUCAGUAGAGGUAAGAGAGCUAUAAAGUAUGGCCAGAACGUGGAAGGAAGGAACACAUGAUGUCUCAGGGCUGGGCAGGUUGGAGAGGAGCCAAGAAAGUCCUUCGGCAAAGUCAAACCAGGUUGCAUCUAAUUUCUCAUAAUUGCCAGCUUGUCUGAGGCAGGGGAGUUCCUGUGUUAACUUUUGCCCAGUUCCAAUGACCCAGGUUCUUCUGCAGGUUCUUUUGCAACUUGCAUGAAAAGUAAUAGACACUUUGAAGUAGUGUAAAACCCAUUGCAGUUACAAUGCAUUAUUGCUUAUUGACUCGCUUGUUGCAGAUCAUGAAAGCAAUUCUAAAAGGGUAGUUCCUGUGUCCAACUUAUAUAAGUCAUGUGUCAUUUCCCCCCCAAGAUCUUUAAAUUGGUUUACUUCUCUCGAAAGGUAUGACUCGUACCAAAAAUGAACUUGGGCGUAAUGAAGACUUCAUGAUGUUGUAUAGCCAGCUUGAAAACAUGUUUGCAGACACAAAUGUGACUUCAGCAAAUGGUAAGAAAGCAAAGCUAGACUGGCAUUUUUCUUCUUAGUAAUAAAACACCACACUGGGCCUUGCUCAUUUUUGCCAACGGACACUUUGUUGCUGGCAUCCUUAUGUCCCGGGAGAGUGGAGUGUACCUUCUGGGGUGAGGUCAAACCUCUACACCAAAGUGACCUCUCCGGGGUGCAAGCCUGGGCAGUGGGUCUGGAGGUCCUGGGCUGCCCAGACAACAAGACCCCCCUCUUGGCUUUGCUGAUGUAGUCUAAAGGAAAACAGAGCAAGAUGUUUGGCACCAGCUUGGCUGCAGGAGUUAUUGGAAGGAGGCGUGCAAGGUGCCAUCCAGCCGGCUUAGGGUCUCCACUCUGGAUUUGUGUAGGAUUCACUCCUUAGCCUUUUCUUCUCUCAAAUAUGUGCCACAAAGCAGCAGAGGUUUAGGAUCAGAGUUUUCAUUCUUGUAGACGGGCUCCGUUCCCAGGUGGAUGAGCCCCAUCUGCCCCUCACUUCCCUGUACAGCAUGUGCAGAAUCUUCCUUCUUGACCAUUGGACCCCUCUUGGUCUUGUCCGCUCAGUCCCCCAGAGCCUGUCUUCACAGGCAAGGGAAGUUCCUAACUCACCGUGGGCUGAGUGCAGGGUGGGCAACCAAAGGUAGACAAACUACCCCAGAAGGAGCAUGACUUGUCUGCCACCAGAGUUACUGCCCCUCCUCUAAGACCUUGUUCACCCCGACUGACACUACCGAGGUAUAAAGACUAUUAAAUUCAGAAGGAAGCUGUCUUGCUUGUGCAAACAGUAACAUUGAGUUGGCAGGAGAAUGGUUAAUUACCUUCAGGUUUUAAAAGGUGUUUUGCUUCUGCUAGAAUUUGAAGCCGCUGUGAUGAUUUAGUUUUAGACAAAUUCAUUUUAUCUAUUAUAAAUGUUCUUUGCUUUUGACCUUUUUGAAGUUGAAUAAAAAUGAAUCCCUAAAUAUAUGGUUUAAUUUGAACAAUUUCAUUGUUUGUUAACAGUGUGUUAGACCAUAGUAAUAGUCAUAACAACAGUCUGAUAGUAAUUGUUUCAAAGGGUUCCUAUUAAAGAUAAAGCUGCCUAGAAAUUACAGAUUUAAAACAAAAACCUUUGGCCUUACAGGAGAUGGAAAAAGGAAGCCAUUUAUCUACAGUCACCCAAAGUUAAAGAAAUUAGAAGAUGUUGUAGUAGAACAUUUCAGAUCCUGGAAGGAGCGUGGAGGUACAUUUCGGAUGUAAUUCAAAUGCUAAUCCAUAGUAUGUGCCAAUUUACACCCUAACUUUUUCUGUUUCUGACUUGUAUUAGGAAAUAUGUAUUCUGUGCUUUUGUCACUACCAAUUAUCUGUUGAGUUUUCUCCUUGACUUUCUUCGGUGUGAAUUUACAUUCUGAUUGCCAGAGUUUACGGCCUUUUCCCAAAACAACAGCAACUGUUCUUCUCUUAACAAAGCUUCAUUCCCUAGCCUUUAUAAUCAUUUGACUUCAUUAGCCCCUUACGAAAUGUGGUUACCCAACUGACCAUCACUACACCCACUGAUAAUGCCUGCUUUUGUUUUCAAAAAUGUAGAGUAGAAUUUGAGGAGGAAAUAUUGUGGCCUCCUAUUCUGCUGCAAGGAGAUGCAUGGAUAAUGCACUCAAUGAACUGGAUAAAUUCCAGGGUGUAUAAUAUAGUAAAGAGGCUGCUAAAGGCCUUCUCAGUUUAAGCCACUAUCUCCUUGGUAACGCUGCCCAUCUAAAAAACUGGUUGGAGCUGGGACUAUGCAUUUGCUGAUAUGGGGGUCUCCCUCUCUUUCUCCUGCAUCCAAUAGAUCAAAGUGCACCUGAAGGCCAGCCUGGGGAGACCAGAGUCAUGAUCUUCUCCUCCUUCCGUGACAGUGUGCAGGAAAUUGCAGAAAUGCUGAGCCAGCACCACCCGGAGGUGAGGGUCAUGACCUUUGUGGGCCACUCCACCGGCAAGAGCACCAAGGGCUUUACGCAGAAGGAGCAGCUUGAGGUAAGGAGGGGCCGGGGGCUGGCGGGGAGCCCAGCGUGGCAAAGUCAUGCUGCGCACGUCUUGCUUGUUGUCAUCAGCGAGCUGUUGUUGCAAGGAGAGCUCCGGUGCCAAGAAAGCGCUCUUUGCAAGACAGUGGUGCCCAUUUAGAACUUGGCUGCUAUGUGCCGAUUCUCUGAACUCAUGAUGGUCCAUACCUUCUGCUCGUUUAGCAUGUGCUUAAGUCUCUUGAUAUUUAUAGAAUUAAUGGGCGUGUAACCCUACUGCUCACAGUUGCAAGCGCAUGAUCACGGUCCGGCUGCAGAACUGCCACUGUUGCACAAGCCCAGAGUAAUCCUGCCUCUUUCAAAUGAUGCAGCGUGAUUCCCAUAAGGCUCUUAGGCUCAGUACCUAAAUCUGGAUGAACCAAGUGGCAGAAGUCUAUAGAAACAAAAUUACUGUUUGGUAUCCAGGUACGUUUGGAUUGUGUCGGCUUCUGCUGCUGCUGCUGCUACUACCACUACUAUUUGGGUAGUGACUUGCCCAUAAAAAUGAUGCAGUGGCUUACAAAGACAUAUGGCAGGGGUCGGCAAGGUUUACCUUGGCUGGGCUGGUUCACUACAGCGGAGAUCCCUCCGUGGGCCGGAGUGUGCGUGAGCGCACACCCUGCAAUUUCCGGCGCCUGUGCAGAUGCAUCGCGAAAGUGAGUCCCCACGCUGCGCCAGUUUAGCGCAGUGCGCGGGGACUUGCUGAGUGGACGGCUUGGUUUGUUGGUGGCUCGUGGGCCGGUUAAACGACCCAUCCCACGGGCCUUAGGUUGCCGACCCCUGACAUACGCUGUAGCUAUUGAUCAUAGAAUCCUAGAAUUGUAGAGUUGGAAGGGACAUUGCAAGCUUCUCUCUCCACACACACACACACACACACACACACACACACACAACCAAAUAGCCAGAGCUACUUACCAGCCAAAGCUGAUAAAGAAAUAAAUCAUUUUGCAGUUAAUCUUCUCCAGAAAUGCAAGCGCCUCUCCACACUCAAACACACACACACACACACACACACACCCCGCCACCUUUACAUAUCCUGCUUUUUCUCUGUUGUGGAACUCAAGGAACUCAAUAUGUGAUUCCUAGGGGAGUCACUCCUUUAGGCACCAGCCAGACUCAGGCCUUCUAAGCUCCAGUAAGAUGUGGCCGCAGGAAGCCAGAGGUGAUAGGUUCUCUGCAAAGCAAAUGCUCAUGUGUUUCCUUCCUCCUUUAGGUCGUGAAACGUUUCCGUGAGGGUGGCUACAACACUUUAGUCUCCACGUGUGUGGGCGAAGAAGGCUUGGAUAUUGGAGAAGUUGACCUCAUCGUUUGUUUCGAUGCACAGAAAAGUCCAAUUCGGCUUGUGCAACGAAUGGGCCGAACCGGGCGCAAGCGGGAAGGGCGGAUUGUGGUCAUCCUUUCUGAAGGACGGGAAGAGCGAGUAAGACAUAGAGCCAAUAGGAGCCCAUUCUGCAGCCAACUCAUUGCAUUCCUCAACAUAACCCACUUUUUUAUUGCUUUUCCAAAUUUCCUAAAGACGGGAACCCAAAUCCUAAGACUUACUGUGCCUGAAAGUAAGUCCUUUGAGUAAGAUGAACCAAUGGCCCAGCGCUGCAUGGCUUGGCAGGACAGGUCUGCUGUGGCAAACAUUUAGGAUCCUCAUGCCCAGAUGUUCUGUGUAUCCAUCUCCCACAAAGCCAGCAACAAGGAGGACAUAGCUUUAUCUGAUAACAUGGACUAGUGUGUUUGUAAUAUUAAACCAUGGUUUAGUGUUUCAUGGAUGAGCCUCAGUAGUCCCAAGCAAAGCUCUGGGCUUGCAGGAUCCCCUUUCCUCCUCUUUUCCAUCUGUUGGCCGUGACAGGAGUAGACCUUCUGCCAAUGAUUCUUGGGUUACUGUUGCAUGUGAACUAGGAAUCCUGGUUUUAAACAUACAAGGGUUAGUUAAACAAUCCAGCAGCUGUGGGCUGUAGAAACGGUGCUUGUUUUUGCUUUCUCUUUCCUGUCUCCACUGGUUUACUGGAUCCAGGGUAUGUCCUCCUGGUGAGUGUGUGGGCAGGCAGAAAUAAUGAGAGCCUCCAGGGAUGCCUCACAGAGGGGUUCCAAGGAAGUUACCAAAUUACCUGAUCUCAUGUAAUCACAUGAUAGCAGUUGGUCCAGAGCAUGGGCAGGUAAACCAAGGCCCGGGGGCUGAAUCCGGCCCAAUCACCUUCUCAAUCUGGCCUGUGGACGGUCCAGGAAUCAGCAUGUUUUUACAUGAGUAGAAUGUGUCCUUUUAUUUAAAAUGCAUUUCUGGGUUAUUUGUGGGGCCUGCCUGGUUUUUUUACAUGAGUAGAAUGUGUGCUUUUGUUUAAAAUGCAUCUCUAGGUUAUUUGUGGGGCAUAGGAGUCCGGCCCCCCACAAGGUCUGAGGGACAGUGGACUAGCCCCCUGCUGAAAAUGUUUGCAGACCCCUGGUCCAGAGUGCUACUGGCCCAGAAAGGAUUGGCACUUGACCCAAGUGUACAAAAGUAUGCAAGCCUAAGAACAUAAGAAGAGCUCUGCUGGAUCAGGCCAGUGGCCCAUCUAGUUGAGCAUCCUGUUCUCACAGCGGCCAACCAGAUGCCCAUUAUGGGAAACCCACCAGCAGCAUUCGAGCUCAGGAGAAUCACCGUCCCCUCCUGUGUUUUCAGCAACUUGUUUUCAAGCUUGCUUUAGCUGCAGGUCUGUCCAUCCUUACUUGGGAGUCUGUCCUGCUGAAUGCAGUGGGGUGUACUUUCAGGCAAACAUGCAUAGGAUUGGAAAUUGCACCCCCCCACACACACACAAACAAAAAACCACCAAAAUUCUUCUUUGUUUUGCAGACAUACAAUCAAAGCCAGUUAAACAGAAGAAGCCUCCUCAAAGCUAUUUCUGAAAACAAAGGGCUCCACUUAUACCAGCACAGCCCACGGAUGAUUCCAGAAGGCAUCGACCCGAAGAUGCACAGGAUGCCAAUUACGCCUGUGGAGCGUGAGCCAAGCCCCUCCAAGCCCACCUCAAAAGGGAGGAGAGACCACGCUCUGCUGCUGCAAAAGUGGCUUCCCUAUCCCACUGGGGCAGGUAAGAUGUGCAGAAUGUUUUCUCCUCCUCUUGGGGUAUUACUGUUAUUUAAAGGCUGCUUUUUAGGGCCAUGCACUCACAAACUGGCAUACAGGAAAAGGGAUGGCAAAAUAGAUACAGCUGAUUCCAUACACACCUUAAGGGUCAACAGAUUAAUGCAAGGAAGCUGCUCUGUCCCACCAAGCAGCACAAAAGAGAAAAGUUUUCAAGGCUUCCUUGAGUGCUUCUACUGUAGUGGUGAGGCAUCAACCAACCAGAAGGGAGUUCAGAGCUCUGGGCCCUCACUGAGGAAGCCCUGCACAAAGAUCUCACUGGCACGCCCCCCGAGGCAGACCUUAACGGGAUGGGGACGGUCAUAGGCGUGGAAGUGGCCCUGCUCCACCAACUAUAUACGGAUAUGUGAGGGCCUUUGGAAAAGCAUUAUUGCACCCUGGCUUAGUUGUUGGAGGGGUAUCAGUAGCGACUAAAUCCAGACCUGUUCCGGGUGAGAGGCACUUUUGCUGCUUUCCCAUGUGUGUUGUCCAGCAUCUAGAUUAGGAGAAGGAAACGCAAAAUUCCUCAUUCACCUUCCUUCAGGAGGGCAUUCCAUGUGCAGAUGUGUUUUGCCAGAUGUUUUAUCGUCUACCUCGUGCCACACGGUGCAACAUCAUCUCACUCCUGCCCCAUGCAAUGGUGUGUGUGUGUGUGGAUUUCCUAAAGUCUGUCCUAUCCCUCUUGGCUUUCCUGCUUUCAGAACUGGUCUGCUUCUAUCACAGGAUUGUAGAGUUGGAAGGGACCCCAAGGGACAUCUAGUCCAACCCCCUGCAAAGCAGGAAUCUUUUGUCCAAUGUGGGUCUCAAACCCACGAAGGGAGGGCAAGCUUGUGCUGAGCUCCAGGAGUUUAGAGGAAUCUUCUGUUUGACAAGCUAUGUGUCUGGUGCCUAUUUGAGAGAAUUUUCUUCUAAAUAUCGACCUUCUCUCUCUCCCUACCUCCAAACACUUUCCAGAUGCAAAGCAAACUCGUCCGUCCGAAGCUUGGUGCCUCACAGCUGAAGAAUUUGAAAGAUGGAAUAGAUUGUAUAAAAUCAAAGCUGGUGAUGGAAUAAGAAACCCAGUUCUGCCUCGAAGUCACUUUGAAACAUUAGAAGAUGAGGAGACGAGAGUAAGUUGGGGCCUGAAUGCGCUUGUUGGGUGUUCUCUGGCCUGGAGCAGGAAUUCCAAGCUCUGUCUUGCUGGAUGCGCCUCAGCCAGGAGGAAAGUGGACCAAUCCCUUGUCAAGCAUAACAAAGGGCUGCUUUUGCCGUGAACUUCAGACACCAGCUGGGGGAUGGCUGUAGCUCGAGUCUCAAGAGUACCUGCUUCGCAGUGUUCAGUCCCCACAUCUCCAGGGCUGGGAAAGUCUCCUGCCAGCAACCCUGGCCGUUGAAUAGAAGACAACGUGUCUCACAGUCCAUGCACAGUACUUGGGUGCUCUCCAUCUCUUAACAGAUUGGAGUGAAAAAUAAAGAGUAUUUUAAGACAGCAUCGUCUUCUUGCAAUAACUGUUCAUGUUUUAUUUAUGCAUCAAGCCCUGUAACUGGAAUUACUAUUUUUGUACAGUCUGGAUCAUGAGAUGCUUUGUAUUUUGCCAGCCAGUACUUGGAAUGAGCUCUGUGUUGCUCUCUGUUUUGAAACCCAGGACUCGCAAGCCAAGGAGGUCCAUGUGCUGUCUCUGACAGAGUGGAGGCUGUGGCAGAACCGCCCUUUCCCUACCCACCUGGUGGACCACUCGGAUCGUUGCCACCACUUCAUUAGCAUGAUGGAGAUGAUCGAGCAGAUGAGGCACGAAGAGGUUGGUAAGCUCCCCGUGGAAAGCUCACACUCACCGAACAAACAUUAUCUCCCUAUAAGAGUCAUGUCAGACUUUAUAGUUUUCAUGAGACUGUGCUGUGCCUUUGUUGAAGGAAGUUGAGCAGGCUGAGGGGCCAGGCAGUGCAAUUCGUAGGAGUGGAUUUUGGACUCAAGGGAGGGGGCAGUCUAUGGUCAGCCAUAAACCUCACUAGGUGGCUUUGGAAAAAGCACCUCUCAGCUUAAGCCUAUCAUUCAGAACAUUUAUAAGGUAAUGGGCUGCAAAGCACGUUCAAAAAGACCUUUGCCAGUAAGCAAGCAUCUUCAGAUCCCUUUGUAGGCCCAAGCGGAGUUAGGAGAAAAGGCCCUGGGGUGCCUGCGGCCCCCAUUCCUCUGGACGUACUCCGGUGAGCGUAGCUCUGGAAAAGGCAUCCCUUUCUUCUCCAGGGUGCUCCCAGUGACCUAUACCAGCUGGUGUAAGCACACUAUCCUUCUGGCUUAAGACAGCAAGACGUUAGAGACAUUGUAGUUCUAAACUACUAAUUUAUUUACAGAAUAUACAGACAAGCAAUCAUGGUCCUCUCUCUCAGCUCCGAGAGCGGAAGAAUCCAUAGCGUAAAAUUGAAAGUACAGUUUUACAGUCUCAUACCGGAAGAAAGAUAAGCCUGUCUUCCCUUCUCACGCUCCUCACAGACAGGCGUGUGAAUCACACAUAUCAUACAAUGCAGCUUCAGAGGUCUGAUUUGCUAACAGGGUUGGGGCAGUGUCAUGCUUCAUGCAUCUUAGGUGAGUUCAUUGCAUUCAGGUUUGAGGACCUGUUGAUCUCAGCAACUUAGUUUAACGUAAAAACGCUUUAGUUUGCUGUAAAUUCUGAGCAAAUACAUGGAUGAGAUUCUAACUUGGAAAAUUCUCGGUGUGGAUUUUUUUGGCUUUUCUCUGUGUGCCUUUUAUUCCAAGCACAAAAAAGCCACGGAGACAGUUGUGUCCUGCUGUAGAAAAGGGGGAAACAACCCUCUGUUUCAUGCAGAUGCAUGCAUCAACACACAGAUGAACCAUAAAAGAAGCUUUUUAUUAAUGCCUUCCUGGCUUCAUUGCUAAGGCAACGGAGGCUUGGCCAAACAGAUUGGAUUUUCCCCUAGCUAGAGUUUGCAGGUUCCACAGUGCUGCCUUCAAUGCUUCGAGAGCAGGCAGUGGGCUUAUCUCCCAUCACAGUGCUGUGGUGCUUAGCACUAAGACUGGAGAUAAAAGAUGCCUCAUCGCCCUAAAGAUCAGACUCGGAGCCUUAUCUCCCAGUCCGCUUGUAGAUGAAGAUGAGGCCUGGCAGGCUGGAUCUGGCCCGCAGGCCAUGGGUGGCCGCCUCUCCUCUGUUAGAGAGAAGCCAGUUGCUCUGCUCUGGAAUCCUGUGGAGGAGUCCGCACAGCUGCUCCAGAAGAGCCCAGCAGAUGACUUUCUGUUCAGUGAGAGUGUGCUUGCUGGGCGCAGCUUAUGAGAAGGAACGCAGCUUUUGCACAAUAUCCCUUUCAAGGCUUUUCUGCUGUGCUUUUGCUUUGGGAGCUGUAGCUUCAACAACAGGAACCUCCGUAGAUGUUGACACCAAUAAGAGAUUGUGAAUUCAGAUUUCAGAAACUAGCUGGUGCCAAAUUUGGUGGCCAGGCUGCUCACCGGGGCAAGGCGGUCUGAGCACACAACUGUAAUCCUGGCCCAGCUGUGCUGGCUAACAGUUAGCUUCUGGGCCCAGUUCAAAACACUCGUUUUGACCUAUAAAACCUCAUGCAACUCUGCACCCCAAUGCUUCUUGGACUGCUUCUCCCCGUAUGAACUGACCUGGACCCUUCGAUCAUCCUCUGAGGCCCUUCUUCCUAUGCCUCCUCCAUGAGAGGUCUGGAGGGUGGCAACAUGAGAACAGGCCUUUGCAGAGGUGGGUCCCCAUUUGAGGAAUGCUCCCUCCAGGGAAGCUCGCCUGGUGCCAUAAUUACAUAUCUUUAGGCAAUAGGCAAAAACAUUUCUUUUCUGCCCAGCCUUUGAUUUUAAAUUAUCCAUGGCCUCCUUGAGUGGCUGAGAUGUUUUAAUCCUGCCUUUUAAGAAUAUGAUUGUCUAUUAGAUUCUUAUUUUAUUUUGUUUUAUGCGGUUUUUAAUGUUUUGUUUGUUUGCUUGUUGUAAGUCGCUUUGAGCUACUGUUGGAAGAAAAGUAACUAAUUAAUAAAUAAUAAUAAUAAUAAUUAAAUGGUGAAUGGUUGAACUUUGAGGGCAAUGUUUACCCAGUGUUAGAAACUGAGAUAUGAAAGCUAGGAGCACCUUAAACCUCUAGGUUAUGGAUGCAACAACGGAACGUCUAGGUGUGUUUUUUUAAUAACAAGAAUGCAAAGCUGAAAAUGAAUGAAUUGCAGCUAAAAUAUUAUGUUCAUUUUUCACAUGGUCUAGUCCUUCCCCUGCCCACCCCCCUAAUAUUCUUAAGAGGGUCUUUUUUCCAGUCUUCAGGGAGUAGCUGGAAGUGGGGAGGCAGGAAAAGGUCCUCCUUUCCUUCAUUCUGCAGUUUUAAUCUGAAAUCUUAGGCUCAGUACUGCGCCCAGAGCUCAGAAACUGCUUGCACUAAUGAAAUUCCCUGUUGCAAAACGCGCCUAGAACAAUGGGAGUUUCGAACACUGUGUUUACUACCAUGCAGAGCGCAGUAAAUUAAAAGGAUUGCAUUGUCGGUCUACUCCUGAGAAUUCUUUAAUAAAAAGUGUGCCCCGGGUGGAUUUUAACCCCCCUCUUGUAGGACCUCCUUGCAGGCGCUUCUGCUUUAGCUAGGGAUGCAAACGUGCAUCUAGUGAACAGGUGAUGCUUUGUGUUGGCACACUUAGGCAGGUUUUAAGCAGCAAACUCACUUUGGGUUCAGGAGCUUGAGUCACUCGCAGUAACUAUGCAGUUCUUGGCCUGCACUAACGUCAGAGUGUUAUAUUUAACACUUGUCGCUUUUUCUCUCCUACUUCAAUUCACACUCCUACGCCAACAAAAUGGCUCAAGGCUAUAAUUGCCCACAUGUGCGACUCCUACUUAUGGCUGCUGGGAUUCCAUGGGCGGGAAACUGCGGCUGGAAGCCUGCAGAGAAUCCAGAGGAGGGAGUCAAGUCCCACACGUGCAGGAGCAGUGCAAAUGCUCUGUUGUUGUUGCAGCUUCAGCACUUGGGAUGAAAUGUCUGGAGGAUGGGAACUGUCCAUGCAAGACAGCCUCAAUCUGUGCUUGGAUAAUUUUGUUUAUUUAUGUCUGUUUUCCCUCUUUGGAAUAAUUUCAGCAGUGUUGAAAAUGCAUCUCAUUUUCACAGCGGAAGCCCGCAGAAGAACUUCCACUCAGGAGCACGGUUACAGUUGUGGAGAAUUCUUGUGCCUCAAAAGGCAAGCGUCCUCUCCUCACUGUGGCCACCCAGAUAAACCCAAAAGCACAAUUUCAACACAAGAGGUCUCUCCCCUCCUGUGGCUUCCAGCAACUGGCAUUCAGGAGAGCAUCGCUGCCUCCAACUGUGAAGGCAGAGCAGAGCUAUCCUGGCCUAGAAGCCAUGAAUUCAUCCUCCACCAUGAAUCUGUCUAAUUCCCCUUUAAAGCCAUCCAAGUUUGUGGCCACAGCCACAUCUCAUGGGAGUGAAUUCCAUAGUUUAACCAUGCGUGGUAAAGUUCUUCCUUUCAUAUGUCCUAAAUCGACCAAUGCUCAGCUUUGUUGGUUGGCCCUAGAUUGAGAAGGGGCAGGAUGACUGCAAAGGUCUUGCCAGGCAUCUGAGUUAGCAAGGAUCGUUGGAGGCCCCAUGGGAGCCUGAGCGCGGUGAAGGUGAGCAAGUUAGCUUGAAGCAUUGCUGCAGCCCCAGGCAGAAGCCCAUUGGAGGUUGGAAUGCUCCAGUAAGGUGGUCAUACAGUUCAAGGCACACUUGAGCCAUGCACCUGAGUCUCCUGGCACACCUGCUGUCACCCCUGGGACUGUGGCAAUGAGGGCAAGAUCCCAGGAGUUGAGAGAACUUCCAGGGAGGAGUUUUUAGCACAGAACAUUGACAAGAAAGGCGCAGGUUCGUGGGGGAGGUUGCGGAAGCUGUGCUUGGGGAGGGAUGGUUCUGCGCAAUUCUGUUUGCAUGGUUUGCUUUCCAACCCACAUCUGAAAAGCUAAGCUUGGUGUGCUGAGAGCUUCCACUAAUACCCACGCACACACACGCACACACACUCUGUUGCUAAUCAGGUCCUGCACUACUUUGCCCUGGAGCAUUAAAGGGUCAUAUGGGCAUUUAAGAGGAUAAAGCUGCACUCAGCAAUCUGAAAGGCUUGCCAGCUUUCCCUGCUUGCUUCUCCAGCUUGUUACAGAAAACACAUUGCCCCUAAUGACAGCAGGGAAACUGAUGUUCAUUCCAAAAUUAUGCUGUGUUGGCUUUGCCCUUCCUUCCUAGUGCCUUAUGUUCCCUUUGGAGGCAUAAUCUUCAUGCGCUCCAGCCACGGGGUUCUUUUGCAUUGCAAGGAGUCACUUUAUGGGAGCCCAAGAGUUGUCAGUAUUCUUAUUAUGAUUCCUGUACUCCCAAAGCCAGAGUUGCCUUGUGACUCUGCGGGUGGGAUGUUUGUGAAAUGAGCUAUAUGGAUUCUCCCAUUUAUUGAUGCCCUGCUCCCUGGGAGAGAGAGAGAACUGUUGUUGGUUUUUUUGCAGGCCAGAAGCCCAUUUAAUUGUUAGGCACCACAUUUUCUGUCACCUUUCCAAGUUGUGAAUAUUGUUAAUCUGGCAGUAUUCUAUAAUUCUUAAUGAAAGCCAUUGCGCUAAUGCAAUCGUAUUGGCAAAGGAGCGGUUUUGUCCUAUGACCUAUUUUGCUGAGCAGCUGGUUUCAAAUCUCAAGUUUUGUGAGUUCCUUCAAAUGGUUUUUUGAUGUUUUACUCUACUAAGCAACGUGUGAAGGUGUGAGAGUGUCUUUGCUUCCCACCUGCAGUUUAGAACCUGCCUGGGGUCAAGUGUCCUUUUCCAUAGCAAAGAAGAGCAUUUAUGUAAGACCUUGUGAGCCUGAAAUGAGGACACACACUAUGAUCCUAGCUGCCAGACUUGGGUACCCCUGGAGGAGAGUUGCUUUAUGUAACUUAUGUAUCAGGUCAUUUUUAAUGUUAUUUCUUUUUUUGUAGGCCAAAUUUGCAGGUAAAUGAACUAGCUGUAUCGUUCUGUUUUGAUUUAAAUGACUCCAUGAUCCUGUGAACUUAGGGAAGGCUGCACCAAUACACACAGGCAUUGUUUUCCAGAAUAUAGUCAGUCCAGGAUUUGGAAGCAGUAGAGGGAAACUGCUUAAAAGAUAAAAUAACCAAACAUAUAGAAGAACAAGCCUUCCUGAAACAGAACCAGCAUGGCUUCUGCAACGUCAAGUCUUAUAUUAUGAACAUAUUUGAGUUCUUUGAGAGUAUCAACAAGCAUAGCAUACUUAGGAAUUUCAAAAGGCUUUUGACAAAGUACCUCACCAAAGACUCCUGCUGAGUAAGCUUAGCAGUCAUGGAAGAGGUCCUCUUGUGGACUGGGGUGAGUAGGAAUAAAUGGACAGAUCUAUGGAUGGAGAGAUGUAGACAGUGGAGUCAGAGGCCAUAUUGCUUCUGAAUGCCAGUUGCUGGAGGUCGCACAAAGCGAGAGGGUUCUCGUGCUCGAAUCUUGUUUGCUGGUUUCCCACAGGCAUCUGGGGAGAAGCCAUUGUGAGAACAGGAAGCUGGGCUAGAUGGGGUCUUGGCCUGAUCCAGCAGCCUCUUUUGAUUUUCUCCUUGAGCCCUCAAGAGCAAAUCUUGGUCUCCUGGUCCAUUUCCCUUCUGCAAGACUGAAGCAAUGCCAGUCUAGUAAACACAGUUGAUGGGAGGAUAAGGAGUGCGAUGAACUUUGAGUCAAGCAGACAUCUGAAAUAGUGUCUUUUCUUUUUUUCAACUAGGGAGAAUGCCACUAUGAGCUGGAUACCCGUCCUUAUUUUCACUGGGAAGAUGUUGAGGCAUUGGAGGAGGCUCAGCGGGGCAAGAGGUGUCGUGAUGCUGCAGCUGCUCAAAAGGCGCCUUUCUCUAGAAAAACCCUGGCAGAGGCUCCAAAAGCAGCAACACACCGCUCAUCUUCCUCCGUCGAGCUUGAUGCAGAAUGUGUAUCUCUCUUUAAAGCAACGAGCUUCAAAUCUGCGAAUAGGCCUCAGGCUCUGUCGGUAGACUCUGAAAGUCAUGCUACAGAGGGACUCAGCCCUGCAGAUGGUUUUCCAGUGAGCACUUUGCCAUUGGUUGAAGGUGCUGGAUGUAAAAAAAUGUCAGAUAAGGAUGAGGAAAACAUGGAGGAAUCUGCCAGCAUAAGCACUGCCCAGAGAAGCGUUGCUGAUCGUGAAAAUGCAGCAGAAACAAAAUUUCAGCCCAUCUCAAAAGUGUGCGGCUCAUGGAAUGGACACGGUGCAGAUUCGGGCUACGGCUGCUUUGCAGAAGAAAAUUCUCCCCUUUCUUCCUUGUUUUAUGCACCAGCAGCAGCAGCAGUGGCGGAUUUCUUUGUGCUUGCUGGUGCAAGUGCCGAUGAGGAUGCUUUUUGGGGAAAAUGCAUCCCAACAAAUGCAGCAAGGCUUCUGUCACAGUCUCCCCCUUCUCUGAAUGAAUUAUUUGAUUCUGAAGAAGAGACAGAGGAUGUAGCCCAGCAGUUAAGCUCAGUGCAAAAAUGUGUUUCUGGUGUGUUUGCAGGCAAACGUCCUUCAGGAGAAAAACUGACACCUUUCAAACCACCUUCCACGUCACCUCAGAACAUGUCUGAACUCACAGAUGCUCAGGAACAGUGUUCCUUGGAUAACCCUUUGGAAAAAAGCUGCAUUCCUGAAGCUUCCUUUAGCAAGAUAAAUGAUUUUGAUUGGGACGAAAUAUUUGCGUGUGACGAUGAAAAGCAGAUGGGCAUUCAGGGGAGAACUCCUCCAGUGGCAAAUCAUGAUCCAGGAGCAAACCAUUCAGGAAAGGAGGCAGCUUGCAGAAGUUAUCAAGGAUCCCAGAAGCUGGCUGAGAGGAAUGCAAGCCCUACUGAAGUGCCUGGGCGUUUCUUUAUAGGAGAGGAUUUUGCAGAGUGUGGCCCUCAUCCAGACACAAAAGGAGGGGAGCUUUCAGACACAUCAUUGCGGGCUACUCAAGCCAGUACCCUGAGCAAGGAAGAGGAGACCUCUGAAAGGCAGCCCUCAGGGGAGGAGCUUCAUGAGGUCAGCCAAGGAAGCCCCAUGAAGUCAUUGAGAAUCCCAAGAGAUGGAGGUUUGGAAGCCUCUGUUGAUCCUGUCCGUGCAGGCAAAGAAGAAGGCCAGCGUCCUGGAGAGUUCUACAAUGUUUCUCAGGAGUUGUUCUCUGUUAACUUUGAUCUGGGUUUCCUGACUCAAGAAUCGGAGGACGAGUGCUCAGAGCAAGUGGACACCAUGAAAGAUGGGGGAACUCACGCGGCAGUUAGCUCCUCUAGCGCUGAAGUAGCGCUCUCAAACAGCAACAUGUCAAGGAAGUCUCCACUGACCUGGGGUAAUGAAUGUUUUAAUGGAACCAAGUUUUCUACACCUUUACACCUACAAAAUCGGGACUCUUGUCUUGCGGCAGUUGAAAAUGUUAUUCCCUUGGUCUCUCCUUUGACACCAGCGAGAGGGAAACUGUGCCAGUCACCAAGUUCUGCGCACGCUGCAUUUUCCACACCGACAGGUAGGCAGGUGAGCCAUGCUGGCAUCCCCAGAAGAACCUUCGUGAGUUCUUUCUCCGGGAAUAGGCAGGAAAGCCCACAGGCGCCAGUUCCAAGGAGAGGGAAUGCCAGUACAGUGAAAAGGGACUUGGCUAACUCCAUUUUCAGCACGGAGGGGCUUGCGUUGCGGGAAACCUCGAAGGUGGAAAAUGGAAGCCUAAAUGGCCCUAACGUGCUUCCCAUUGAAGGUAAGAUGUUUAAAAAAUUAAAAUAGCAUAAGGCAUUAUGCAGAGAGGACAUAGUCUGCCUACAGUCUUCAGAAGGCAGAUGGGAACUGGAUACUGAGAUCCUGCCUUUUAAGCAAUGAAGGGAUGUUCUCUCGCUCGGUUUAUGGCAAGGCUAAGCAUCAGGUUGCAGAAGGCAACAUCCUAGAGUUGGAAAGGGCCUCAUGGGGAAUCAGCCCAACCCCCCCUGCCCCCCCCCCAGCUGAUGCAGGAAACCCCCCACCCCCUGGAUCCCCAGUAGGUGAGGCCAUCCUGCCUCUGCCUAAGAACCUCAAGUGGAAAGAGUCAGUCCGACAUUCUCUCUUGAAUGGUUUAUGCUGAUGGGAAUGUUUAAAUCAUUUUUCUUGCGAUGCAUUUAAAAUAUUUAACCUUCCUCUCCACACAAGAUGGUACUAAAGUGGGGUUCAGUGGAAUAAAUUAAAAGCAACCCCCUCUCCCUCAGUUACAGAUCAUCAGUCAGAUAAAAACAGGAACAGAUAAAACCAUGGCAGAGUCAGUAGUGACAAUAAACAGGACCAAAAUGCUGCUGCGGCACUGAUGCCCCUAAAGGCCUGCUGAAAUGGGUUCGUUUAUGCUCUACCCUACUCGGCCCAUCCUCAACAUCAGUGGAGAUCCUGGCCCUCCUCUUGCCUCCUCAUUGUCUCUUCUCCAAUCUAAGCCUGCUUCCCUGCAGCCUCUCCUCCUAGUGAGGGGCCUCCUGGUCCCCCUCCAUCUAGGCCACACUCCAGUGUGGUGUAGUGGUUAAGAGUGGUGGACUCCUAAUCUGGGGAACCGGGUUCGCAUCUCCACUCCUCCACAUGCAGCUGCUGGGUGACCUUGGGCCAGUCACACUUCUCUGAAGUCUCUCAGCCCCACUCACCUCACAGAGUGUUUGUCGUGGGGGAGGAAGGGAAAGGAAAAUGUUAGCCGCUUUGAGACUCCUUAAAGGGAGUGAAAGGCGGGAUAUCAAAUCCAAACUCUUCUUCUUCUUCUUCGUAUGCCGUUUACUUUGUCAGUAUCCUUUUUAAAUGGUUAGAGGCAGCAGCUAGAACUCUGUUGGGAAGUGGAGACCAGUGGCUGUACCAGCCUUUAAAGAAAGGGUUAAACUCUGGGAGGUUAGUGGCUAAAAUAGCACACUUUUAGGCUCAUGGAAUAAGAGCAAAGGCAAGGCAAGUUUAUUGAAAUACAGUUGUUUACAUGUUUGUUUUAAAAAAGGAAGAUAACUUUAUUAAUUUGGGAUAAUAUGUCUGAAUAAACCUCAACUUUUUCUGUUCCUCAUCCAGUAAGCUUUUUUCCAAUCAGAUGUAAGCAAUUUUGCAGUAAGAGUGGUAUUAUAUAAGAUGCAAUGUGAUUUAGACAGAGCGAUACUGCAAUUUAUUACAAAAUCAAUUAAAAAAAUUGAAAUGUAAAUAAACUGGAGCUUGGAACUGGACACAGUAAGCCGGAUGAGGUUUGGCCAAAGUAGAAUAAAGCAGGACCAUUGCAUCUGCAGGCUCUGCUUCUGGUUUUUUUUUUUUUUUAAUAAUGAUAUUUAUUAAAGUUUCACAAAAAUACAUGAAAAUACAAAACAAAGAAAAAAGUAUAAAGUUUUAAGAUACAGCAAAAAAGUAGAAAAUAAGAAAAAACGUACAAAAUAAAACAGUUAAAAACACAAUAAUGUUCCAUAACCUAUCUUCCUUACUCUUAUUUCCCGGACCUCCUCAUACCUCCCUUCUUUGUAUUCCAAUUCAAUUUGUUGGUUCAGCAAAUCCUUACCAUUAAUCUUUUACCCAAUUGUUAACCUUUUUUUCCAUGUCUCUUAAAGCAUUACAGCUAAAAACCUCUUAGUUUCUAUCCAACAUCCUUCUAAAGUUCCUUAAUUUUGCAAUAUUUCUGUAAAUAGUCCUUAAAUUUUUUCCAGUCUUCUUUCACCGACUCUUCUCCCUGGUCUCGGAUUCUGCCAGUCAUUUCCGCCAAUUCCAUGUAGUCAAUCACCUUCAUCUGCCAUUCUUCCAAAGUGGGUAGAUCUUGUGUCUUCCAAUACUUUGCGAUAAGUAUUCUUGCUGCUGUUGUAGCAUACAUGAAAAAGGUUCUGUCCUUCUUUGGCACCAGUUGGCCGACAAUGCCCAAGAGAAAGGCCUCUGGUUUCUUCAGAAAGGUAUAUUUAAAUACCUUUUUCAGUUCAUUAUAUAUCAUUUCCCAGAAAGCCUUAAUCUUUGGGCACGUCCACCAAAGGUGAAAGAAUGUACCUUCAGUUUCUUUACAUUUCCAACAUUUAUUAUCGGGCAAAUGAUAAAUUUUUGCAAGCUUGACUGGGGUCAUGUACCACCUGUAUAUCAUUUUCAUAAUAUUCUCUCUUAAGGCAUUACAUGCCGUAAACUUCAUACCUGUGGUCCAUAACUGUUCCCAGUCAGCGAACAUAAUAUUAUGUCCAACAUCUUGUGCCCAUUUAAUCAUAGCAGAUUUCACCGUUUCAUCCUGAGUAUUCCAUUUCAACAGCAAGUUAUACAUUCUUGACAAAUUUUUAGUUUUGGGUUCUAACAAUUCUGUUUCUAAUUUUGACUUUUCCACUUGGAAGCCUAUUUUCUUAUCCAAAUUAUAUGCCUCCAUUAUCUGAUAGUAGUGGAGCCAAUCUCUCACUUUAUUUUUAAUUUUUCAAAACUCUGCAAUCUCAAUUUAUCUCCUUCUUGCUCCAAAAUUUCCCAAUAUGUCGGCCAUUUGGCCUCCAUAUUGAGCCUUUUCAGAGCUUUUGCUUCCAUUGGUGAUAGCCACCUUGGGGUUUUAUUUUCCAAUAAGUCUUUGUAUCUUAUCCAAACAUUAAACAAUGCUUUCCUAACAAUAUGGUUUUUGAAUGCUUUGUGUGCUUUGACCUUAUCAUACCAUAAAUAUGCAUGCCAUCCAAAUACAUUGUUAAAACCUUCUAGAUCCAAAAUGUCUGUGUUUUCAAGAAGUAGCCAUUCUUUCAGCCAGCAAAAAGCUGCUGAUUCAUAAUAAAGUUUAAGGUCUGGCAGGGCAAAUCCACCUCUUUCCUUGGCAUCAGUUAAUAUCUUGAAUUUUAUUCUGGGCUUCUUGCCCUGCCAGACAAAUCUAGAAAUAUCUCUCUGCCACUUCUUGAAACAGUCCAUCUUAUCUACAAUUUGUAAUGUCUGAAACAAAAACAACAUUCUAGGCAAUACAUUCAUCUUUAUCACAGCAAUACGGCCCAGCAACGAGAGUUUCAAAUUUGACCAAAUUUCUAAAUCUUUUUCACUUCCGUCCAACAUUUUUCGUAAUUAUCUUUAAAUAAGUUCCCAUUUUUGGCUGUCAUAUUAAUCCCCAAGUAUUUCACUUUCUUUACCACAUUCAAUCCUGUCUCAUUCUGAAACCUCUCUCUUUCAAUCGGUGUUAAGUUUUUCUCUAAAACCUUAGUUUUUAACUUGUUCAAUUUAAAACCUGCCACCUGACCAAAUUCCUGAAUUAAUUCUAAAACUCUUUUAGUACUAGAUUCUGGCUCCUGUAACGUCAAUACUAGGUCAUCUGCAAAUGCUCUCAGUUUGUACUGUUUAGCUCCGACCUGUAUGCCCUUAACCAACCGGUCCUUUCUAAUCAUGUUUAGCAAAACCUCCAGGACCGAUAUAAAAAGCAGUGGGGAAAUUGGGCACCCCUGUCGUGUCCCUUUUUCUAUCUUGAAUUCUUCUGUGACCACAUUAUUUACAAUUAAUUUAGCCUUUUGUUCAGAGUAUAUUGCACCUAUACCAUUUUCAAAACCUUGGCCUACCCCCAUCCCAUGCAGAUUCUUCUUCAUAAAACUCCAAGAGAUAUUAUCAAAAGCUUUCUCCGCGUCAACAAAUAUCAAUACUGCUUUGGUGUUUAUAUUCACUUCUAAUUUUUCCAAAAUAUCAAUUAUAUUCCUCAAAUUAUCAGACAAGUGUCUUCCCGGGAGAAAGCCCGCUUGGUCUUUAUGAAUCUCUUUCAUCAAUACUUUUUUCAAUCUCUUGGCCAAAAUGUCUGCAAAAAUUUUGUAAUCCACAUUAAGUAACGAUAUAGGGCGAUAGUUCUUAAGCUGAGUCUUUUCAGUCUCUGUUUUCGGUAUAAGUGUGAUAUACGCCUCUUUCCACGAUUCUGGUGCCCUUUUCCCUCCAAUAUUUCAUUGCAGACUGCCUUCAAAGGUUGCAAUAACCACUCUUUCAAAGAUCUAUAGUAUCUGGAAGUCAGCCCAUCCGGUCCUGGAGAUUUGCCCAAUUGCAUAUUUUGUAUGGCACCUUCUACUUCCUGUUCAGAUAUUUUAUAGUUCAGCAUUAAUUUACUUUCUUGAGAGAUUUUUUGUAGGCCAUUUGUCUUCAAAAAUUGGUCUAUGUCCAUUUCCUUCUGUGGCCCUUGUGUGUAUAAUUGUUUAAAGUACCUCUGGAAGCAAUUUCUGAUCUCAUUUGGAUUAUGUAUACUCUUUUCCUUCCACUUCUAGAUUUAUAAUAGUAUUUAAUUUUUGUCUUUUUUUCAUUUGCCAGGCCAACAGUUUUCCACAUUUAUUAGCUGAUUCAAAUGUUUUUUGUCUCAUUUGUUUGAUUUUCCAUUCUAUUUCCUGAUUUAUCAUUUCCAUAUAUUGUACUUGAUAUAAUUUUAUUUCUCUCAAAAUCUCCUGAGACUUUGGUUUUGCUCUCAUGCAGGCUCUGCUUCUGUGGAUGCAAUGCCUUUGCUCACUCCUGCCCUGGUGGUUUCCCCGCCGGAGGCUGUGUGCUUCUGAAUGGCAGUUGCUGUGAACCGUGGGAGGGGAGAGCACGGCUGUGCUCAGGUGCCCCUCGUGGGCGCCCAGCUGGCCACCGUGAGAACAGGGCGCUUGCUCAGAGGAGCCCCAGGCUUCAUCCAGCUGCAGGAUCAGCAUAACUUUCUACAUCCUUAGCUUCCAUCUUUUACCUUUUUACAUUCUUAGCUUAAAUGUAACAGUCCUCCUCCUUCCUCAUUCUGUGUAAAAGCAUGUGGGGGAUUGCUGGAUUCCUAUUAAAAACAAACCAACACAACCUUGAGGAAUAUGUGCAGGGAAGAGUUGGAAAAUGGGGCAAAAUUGGCAGGGAGGGGAGAAAUGGAGUCAGCUGGAGAUACCUUGUUCCAGAGGGGCCUCUCUGGCUACCUGUAGGAGGAGCAACAGCUCUUAUACGUGGGUUGACAACAUGUCCAAGAACAGAUAAGUGAAGAUGGUUUAGUGUUUUCCCCUUCUCUUUCCCCUCAUCCCUAUCACUCGGUAGCACUCUUAAUUUCCAGCUCAGCAAGGCAGUGCAGCCGGCUGUUUUCCUCUGCUGGGAAAUACUGUUUAAGUUGCCCCAACUGGACCCUGGAUGGAUGGGGAGUCACAGGCAGACAAUAGCAACCUCCCAAGCCAGAACUGCCUUUAUUUAAAGAAAAAAGGGAGAAAGCGUUUUCCUCUCGGAUUUACAAAUAUAUUGUAUGGUGAAAAACACACACACACUUUCUUAUUAUUGUUGCCUACAUACCCCUUCGCAGUUGGGGCCGGCAGUGAAAGCGAAGAAGAAAUUGUUUUUCUCAGAAAAAAUAAGAAGAAAGUGAACGUUUUCACAUCUCAAAACGUGAGUCAGCUCAGUUAAAAUUAAAGGCCACCAAGCUCCAAACUCUCUGUGCGGUUUCUAAAUGUGUUUUGACGUCUUCCUUCCUUCUCCCAAGAUUGAUGAUGACUGUGACUUGGAAUCGCCAGUAUGUGCUGUCAAGAAACGGAGACAUCCGCUCGUCACAGUGAGUAAAUACCCCAGUCAGGGCAGGAAAAACACAUAAAACACAUUUUGCUCCGGUUGGCUUAAACAUUCCUCUUUACUGUUAGGAAAUGGUUAUUACCAUUUUUUCUAAAAUGGCUUUAACCUGCAAAAGGACAGGAGCUGAUUAGCUUUGAGAUAUCUAGCAGAAGUAAAGUAGGUUUUUUUUUUACAGUCAAUUCAUUUAUGUACUAUGUUUCCCACAAUGACACCUGUGCUCAAAGCAGUUCCUGCAAAAUGUGGUAAAGUUUAUUCUUCAGAUGGAGAGAUAUUUGGGCAGCAUUCUCAGUCGAACGUACUCAGAAAACCAGUAGGCUGCCUUACCCUGAGUCGUCCUCUUGGCCACCUGCCCAAAUGCUGCCCCUCCAGGGGUUCUCCACGAGAAACGGCUGAACAGGCCACCCCCUCCUCUCCUCCACUCUUCCUCCAGAAUUCUUUAACCACCCCUUAAAUGUAAUUUCACCAUCAACAUUAAUCAUAAGGAACAUGAACCAGGCUGCCUAUAGCAUCCCAGCUUUGAAGCCAAAAGCUGCACGUUUUGGUUAAGCCAGACCCAUAAAGUCCCUGCCAGGGUAGCACUGAGCAGCAGUUAAGGCCAGAGGAAUCUGGCUCUGAUGCCACUGUUGACCACUGUCUGUGCUCUGUUUCAGUCAGAUUUGUCUAGCGACGCAAGCCCAGGUUGCUCUGAGAAGAGCUGGAGCAAGAAGCCAGGUGUGAAGAGGCGGAAAAGGGGAGACGCUGCUGCCAGGAAGGUGCGCAUAUGACACUCAGCGAUGCUUCUUUGUUUCUGAUGGGUGUGAGGCGUGGGGUACUGUGCUUUUCGUUUACCCCUCUGGAACCUUAAACAGGAAGGAAAUACGGGGCAGCGCGCGCGAGGGGAACAUGCUUGGAAACAGAGUCUCCUCUGUUAGGCCAAAUUUCAGUUUUGGAGCAGGGCUAUGCAGCUCAGCUGAGCAGGACGACACACACUUGGCGUGUCAUUCAGCCCCUCCCACCCCCAGUUAAAGAAGAGGAUCUGGUUUCAGGUAAGGAGGAGAGGCCUCUCUCUGCCUGAGAAGUCAUUACAAAACUGGAAGCUGGCUUAUACGGGCUUUGAUCCAUCUAGCUCAACAUUGUCCACAGACUGGCAGCAGUGGCUCUCCAGGGUUUUAGGCUGGAAUCAUUCCCAGGCCUACUUGGAGAUGCUGUCAGGAAACUAAUACCAAACCAAGGAAUUCGGGGAGAGGUACUUUUGGCCUUGUGUUUUGUAGUUGAGGAUGGACAAACCGUUUCUGCACUUACAGGCUUUGGCCCCCGGUAAUGGGGAGCUUCUUCUUUCCAUGUCAGGCUGUGGCCUCAGAUCACUUGAUCUGCACGGCUGGUGGUGGUGGGGCUUCGUGGGCUGGCUGCCAACAUGGGAUCGUGUCCUUGCCCGUGGCCAGUUCCUAAAAGAAGCCCAGUUCUGAUCAGCCAUGGGGUGGGGGUUGGCCAGUCUCCGGCCACCUGGCAUGGCUGGAGUCUGCGAAGUGGGAUGCUGCUGCGCAGGAACUCUCUUGCUUUUGCUUCAUGUAGAACGCAGCCAAAUACUUCCUGGACCAAGAGGCGGAACUUUCUGAGGAAGGAGCCAUGGAGGUUUCAUCCGACGAGAGCAUCGGCUCGGAAAACGUGCAGAGUUCUUCCCUCAUCGAGUUUUUAAAUGAUGAGACACAGAUUAUGCAAGAUCUCAAUGGUAAGUGAAGGAAAACCCUGCCCUUUUCCUAUUAGCUGGCACUUCCUUGGCUCUAAUUGUCCUUUCCCACUGGCACCAGUCCCCCCAGUAGCUUUCCUACAAGGCCGUGAUUGCAGCCAGCAUGUCAGGUUUUGGAAAUCAGUUAGCAGCAGUAAAUCAGGACUGCAUUGCUUAACCCUUUGGCCCGUGCUGCAGUAUCAUCAACACAGUGGAAAGGUGAGGCACAAACUGCAGGAGCGCUUGAAUAGCCAGCACUUGGACCGAGGCCUGGAAACGGAUAGAGAAUGAAUGGCAUGUUGAGAUGGAUGCUUCGAGGCCACUGAACUGCUUCUGUGUGGCAGCAAGUGCCACAUGUUGGAACCUGUCCCCCAGCGCCAUUGUGGGAAGGGUUUCUCUGCUACUAACAGGCCCCUGAUUCGUGCGGAGUCUGUUUGUGUGGUGGGAAUUGUAACGGGAUCCGCAAAACAAGCUUCCCUGCACAACACAACUUUCCCCCACCCUAGAGAGACUCUUUCCGCCUGCGAAGCCUGCCCAAAUGGGUGCUGACUGCGGCUUCAGUUCCUCUUCUGCCUGCCUGACAGCUGCUCUUUUUUCUCUCUGCUCAGAAUCUGAGAUGCAUGCAGUCUACCUGAAAUCUGUACGAAGCCCAGCCGUUGGCAACAGGUAUAAGAUGCAGAAAGGAUGCAACUCGGUGGCUGUUUUCUCACAGGUAGGAAGGCAGACAAGGGAGGGUUGUGUCCAAAGCACAAACGGGGGCUGGUCUUGAUCCACAAAUGCUGCUUGUUGGUCUCUCACAGCCUUAUUGGAGCGAAUGGUCGCUUUUCUCGAGUGUUGUCUUAAAGGACAAGGCCGAAAGGAUUGUUUCAAGGUGGGCUGACUUCUUAGCAAGGCAGAACCUGCUGCCUCAAUACAGUCGGGGUUUGUUUAAUACCACCCUUCGAUAAAAAUCCCCAGUGCGGUUCACAUGAAUCAAACUAUAAAAACAAUGUAAAAUACAAAUAUCGCAAAUCAGAGCUAUUGUACGGCACAAGAAAGAAAAGGCAGCAUGAUGGGGGGGGGCGACAACCUAAGAGCAGGAUUCUGAUUCCACCUGAAUGAUCUGGGGAAAAGUCUGUGUCAGGCAGACUUCUCUGAGGAAUGUGGUCCCUAGUUGGGAUGCUGACCUUGAGAAGUCCCCCCUCCCUCAUAGCCACGAACCUUAUCAUAUAGGUAGCUUGAUAGGGAAUUUGGCCUUCCUUUCAGCACUGGGGAGUCAAGCAAGUUUGGCCUCAAAGGACAAUAAUGCCACCAUGAUUUGGGCUCGGAAAAAGACUGGUAGCCAGUGAAGGUCCUUUAACUGGGCCAAGUUGCUGUGAACAAAUCUUGCCACUCUUAAAAGUCAAUACCAGCUGCAGCUUCCAGGGCACCCCACAUGCCAAGAGGUCCCCCCUUGGGCAGCCUGCCUCUCUCUAGGUGAAGCCACAGUUCAUGCGUCAGCAUCAGCUGGGAGAGGGAACUCCCUUGGUGCCACUGAGAACGCUUGGGAGUCCAGGGACAAGACUGGAUCCUCCCCCCCAAGCCAAAAAACAGAUCCUUCAGGGGAGCGCAAGUGCAUCUAGAACACAUUGACCUUCUCCCUAAAGCCAGGCAGCCUCCAGGCACAGAACUACUGCUUUCUAACACUUCCUCAGCCUGUGACGUGAGUCCAGGCAGCAGCUCAGGGAGAGAUGUGACCAGUCCAGGAACUGGGGUGGGGGAGUGUUUUUGCAGUGUGCAAGGGCCUGGGAAAACCUGGCUCAGGUGUUAAAAUGAAAGAGCUUGGUUCCUCAGCAUAUCCAUGCCACUUUGUCCCAGGUUCUUACUGUAUUUUUCAAUGGAAAGGGCGGGGUAGACGUGCCAAAAUAAACUGGCUCAUGCAAAUUAAGACAUUUGCCUUCUGGAUGUCUGCCAUAUUCCAUACAUACCUGUAAACCUGAGAACAAAGUGACACAUCAACGUUAUUGUGUCAUUAGAAACUGUGCCAGCCUCAUGCGCUGAAAACUCCUCCAGACUUGACUGGAAAGGGCACCUGCAUUUCAUCUGCUGGAGCUGGCCAGGCCUGCAGCUACAGCCCACGUGAGGCUCAAGACGUUCUGUGGCUCUGCCUCGGGGAUACGCAAAUCAUGGCAUGGGUUCUCCUCAGCGGUUUCAUUUCCUUCCAGGUUCCAGAGCAGGACGAAAGCUAUUUGGCAGACAGUUUCUGUGUGGAGGAGGUGGAGGACCCCCAAAGCUGCUCCAGUGAAGAUGAGGAAGUUUGUGUUGACUUCAACCUGCUGCAGGAGAGCUUUGGGCAGGGGAGAAAGCAGUAUUGCACCCGACGCAGGAGGAAGUUGAAAGAGGCUGCUCCCCCGCCGCUCAAGAAACGCUCCCGGAUCCAGAUUCCCAGCAGCUCUAGCGAAGAUGAAGGAGGGGUCAGAAGGGAACCGCCUCCCGCCGCAAAAGCGGACCAGGGCUCGCAUGCGUCCUCAUCGCUGGCUUUAGGCCACCGUCUGGACUGCAGAACAUCUGCUCCAAAGGCUGAGAUCCGUCCGCCCCAAGAGAGCAGGACCCAAGGGCUCGUGGGACUGAAAUCCUCCUUGUCGGAAGACCUGGACUUCCAGGCAACGUCAAAGGUAUGGGCUGUGUUUAAGCUGUUCCUUCCUUUGCUGGUUUAUCUGUGGCCAGGGUUAGAAUAACAGACCAAAGCCCUGAAAGCGAUCUGGUCAAAGCUCUCGCCAGGAGGCAAGAUAUCCCACAGCGCCAGGGAUGCUUCUUCAGGCUUUCCUUGAGAACCUUCAGCAAAAGGGGCCACCCGCCCCCUUGGUUGCCUCCUCCACUGUGAAAAUGUAGUAAUAGUAAAAUAAUAAUAAUAAUAAAUUUUAUUUAUACCCCUCCCUCCCCAGCCAAGACCGGGCUCAGGGCAGCUAACACCAAGUAUAAAAACAAUGGAUUAAAAUACAACUUAACAACAAGAUUAAAAUACAACAUUAAAAUGCAGCCUCAUUUCAGUACUGGGAACAGGCAAUUGUUCUGCGCACUUUUGGCCGGCAGUACCCCGGUUCCCCUUGGUCAUGCUUAGAGGCCUUUUAUAGCCUUUCUACCUAACGGCCUUCAGACCAGAGAUGUUGGGGGUUGCACAAAUCACCUUCUGCAUGUAAAUUGAAUAAAUGGGCAUGAGCUAUUUUUGCAAUGGCAUUUAUGUUUUAUCGAGCGCCUAGAGGACUACAGAGGGCUUGAAGUCAAUGAAAGAUUGGUGGGGAGGGCACCACCUCCUCGUCCCCAGAAGGUGUCCCGUUGGAAUAAUUUGCAGGUGACUUCCUCCAUGCGUGUGCAAUUGUUCUACUAUGUGGCUAGAAGCAUGUCUAAACAAAAGUGGGAUUUAGGUUCUGUACCACUUGCCUACCUAGCUGUUCGAAAGCAUGUCAAAAAGUGCAAGUAGAUAAAUAGGUAUCACUCCAGCGGGAAGGUAAACGGCAUUUCCGUGCACUGCCCUGGUUUGCCAGAAGCGGUUUAGUCCUGCUGGCCACAUGACCCAGAAGCUGUCUGCAGACAAACGCCAGCUCCCUCGGCCUAUAGAGCGAGAUGAGCGCUGCAACCUGAGUUGUCCACGACUGGACCUAAUGGUCAGGGGUACCUUUACCUUUAUCACUUGUCAAAUACUGCCAUUUUCUAUGCGAUAUUUGGACUGCCAGGCAAACUACCAACCCUUACUUAUCUUUCCCUGUAGUUUUUCCUGGUGGUCUAUUUUAGGGCCCUAAACAGGUCACUGAUGCGCUGAUAGUGCCUUAGUGGUCUCUUUAUACUGAGCCAUCCACACAUCCUUUCACUUUAGGAGCUUUUCUGUGAUGCUUCCUCAGUGCCACCUGCAGGGACAUUCAUGCACUGCAGUGCAACAAAAGCCACACACACACACACACACACACAACCUGGAACUUUUGAGGUACAGAAUUUCUGCAGGGGUGCCCUGGUUGCAAAUGAAGCAGCAUGACUGCCCCCCAAAACCUCCACAGGCGCAAGCAGUGUUGAAAGCGGGAUUGUGUGUAACUGCCCCAAUAGCUUCCUGAGAACAAAUCAUCAUUAAUGCUCAAUGAAAAGGAUGUCUGGCGGGGGCCCUCAGAUGGUAGAAUCAUAGAAGUGUAGAGUCCAAGGGUCAUCCAGUCCAACCCCUGAUGCAGGAGUCACAGCUGAAGAAUCCCUGACAAAUGGUCAACAUCCAACCUCUGCCUAAAUGAAUGCUCCAUUCUCCACCUCCCUGUUUUUAGCUGCUAUGGGGAAAAGGCUGGGUAUAAAUAAAUACAUAAUCAUAGUAGUAGUAGUAAACCUACACCUUCCAAAAAGAGUCUGGAAGCUCUUUGGAGGCAGGGACUGUGGUCUUGUGUCACCUGGGAAGCCCUGCAAGGCUCUGGGGUGCAUUGGUAACGCACUAUGAAAGGUGAUGAUAAUGAAAGCUCAGCCUUGGCUUUCUCCUGCUCUGGCUGCUUUGAGGAUGAUGAGUGACGAUUUCUCUUGCGAUGUUUUCAGCCAGAAAGCUCUUUGGGGCCCCUUGCGGCGCUCUGCUCCCGGAAGAACCCGCCGCUGCCUCUCUGCGUUCUGGUUGACAGCCGCGAGAUCUCCUCUGGGCCGGACGUCAUUUCCACCCUGAAAGCUGUUCACGGAGUCAAGGUCCACGUUUGCUCACUGGGCAGCUGCGAUUACGUUGUCAGCAGCCGGCUGGCCGUGGAGAGGAGAUGCCAGGCGGAGCUGCUGAACCCGGCACACAGGAGCAGAGUGGUCCAGCGAGUGCAGCAGCUGAAGAGCAAGUUUGACAGGAUCUGUGUGAUCGUGGAGGAGAGAGUCAAAGCAGGUGGGUCUCCUGGCUUUGGUGGGCUUUCUCCUUGGGCAUUAAGCACUUCAGCUUCCAGCUCUGCUGGUUGUGCUAUUUAGCGUCAAACAGAAAAUGCAGCAGCUACAGCACUGCAAAUAUGGGUGAACAGAGAUGGCCAUUUAGAAGGUAGAAACGUAACAUGGUGUACGUGGGACCUUUUGGGGAAGCUGGUGUUGUCCCACCAAGUAGAAUCUAUCCCAGCUGCUUCUGAUCAUGCACUGAAAGAUGAUAAGGUUCUUCACUCCACUUUGAAGAAUGAAGAGGCAACUAGGAACUGCACCUUUUUCGGUAGUGUAGGAAUGAUCAGGAACUUGUAUCUGCCUCCUCGGUUUCCACUCAACUCUCUUUACGGGCGAAAGAGAAGAGAAAUAUGGGUCCUGAUUUUAAGGGUCUUCCUCUGUCCCCCUGGGCUGUGAAAUGCUGUAACAGCUGACAACUUGCAGCAGUUGAGAACACAACUGGCCCUUCUGCUGGAGAUGGGAUGGAGAGCCUGUGCUCACCCCCCAGGCUUUGCUGGACUUCCCACAGCCCCAGGUCGACAUCCGGGGUGAAGUUGAGGGAGCCCAAGAACACCCAGAGCGCCACAACAUCCCCACAUCUCUGUGCUUAGCACAUUGAAGCUGAUCUCUUGCCACUUGAGGCAUCAGGGAAUAAAAAGCCACUGAUAGCGAGAAAUCUGGAAGCCUCUCCCAGGUUGGCAGCACAGGAGAAAUGCUGACACCAAACUCUUGUUCUGUAAACUUCCAGGAGAAGCACGGAGAGUGUUCCACAGAAGCCGGCACUACGACAGCCUCCUGUUGGCCUUCGUCCAGGCAGGAAUCCGGGUGCUCUUCAGCUCCUGCCAAGAGGAGACGGCUGACUUGCUGAAGGAGCUGGCUUCGCUGGAGCAGCGGAAGAACGCGGCCAUCCAAGUGCCCACGGAGGUGCAGGGGCACAGGCAAGAUGCCCUCCGCUUCUACCUGAGCAUUCCCUGCGUCAGCUACCCAGAGGCCCUGGCCUUGUGCCACUGCUUUGGCUCGGUGAAGGAGGCAGCCAACAGGUAGGGCUUGGGCAGGGCCUCGUCCUGUUUCCCAAACCUGAAAACCUGCACAAGAGUGGGCUGCAUGCUCCCUCCUCAACUUGUGAUGGCCGAUAUCUGUUCAGGGACUCUGACCUCAGAUAGUAGCCCCUGCCACAUUCUUUGGUAGUAAAUUCCUCAAUGCGACUUGGUGUUGUGUGAAACCAAAGCCAUCCACUGCUCUGUCCUGUUCAGGCUGCUCUUCCUUCUCCCUUCACUUGGAUCUUCCUCUUCCCAUUCCCCCUUCAGGCACAUUGGAAGAAGCAUCCUGCGGCCCAAACGCCCGCAGUGUUUCUCCUGCUAGCCGCAGCAACUGCCUGUUGGCUUGCGAUGGAGCUCAGCCUUCCUUUCUUCUUGCUCUUUUCCAGUUCCCCGGGCGAGAUGGCAGCCCGCACCCGGGUGAGCCAGCAGAAGGCAGAGAAGGUCUACCAUUACAUGCACUACGCCUUUGACGCUCAUAUGCUGCCUGAGAAGAUCACGUGACCAACUGCAAAUCACAAAGGGCACCCCUUUUUAAAAGACGCACUUUAUUGUUACAUCUCCUCGUUGUAAGAUAUGUAAAUAAACUUCCGAACUCAGUGAGUUUCAGGCCACCAUUUUCCUCUGGAGAAACCAGGCAACUGCAAAUGCAGCCUUACCACAGGGGGUUAUUCUGAAAUGGGUAGAGUGUAUGCAUCUGUUGAAAAAAAAACACCCUUCUCCAUCUCAAGAACAGGGU